CGCUGAUUGGCGGCGGCGGUAAUGUAUCAGUCGUUGUCGUCCGUCAGAUAUUGUUGUCAAGUGUUAUUGUUUUGCCCUGACGGCGAUGUCGACUUUCCCGUAGGGAUUUUUAAUACAAUAAUAUAUAUAUGCACAUAUUAUAUACCUGUAAGUGUGUGUGUAUAUAUUUUAUAAAUAUGUGCAUCUUUUAGUCGCAAGUCGUUGUUAAACGUUCUAGUCCGGUCGGUCGAAUUUUAUUUAUAUCAGAUUUUUUUUAACAACCGUUUUUCUCUUGAGAGUGUCCUCGUAUUAAUAUAAGGUACUUCUAUAGAGUAAUUUUUUAUAAAUUUUAUUUAAAGUGUCUUUUUAAGUGGCAGUGUAAAUUACGUGUUUAUAUUUUUAAUCUUCUGACUUCAAGAAACCUGCUGAAAAUGAACGUUAAACCUUUGGACGAGUAAAUUUGCCAACACUUCUAUAGCUAGGUACACUAUUUGUUUAAAAACUUAUUAUGGGUAGUCAAUAUUGUUUGUUUAUCUUAUUUGUAUCCUUGUAUUGAAUAUAUUGGUAUAUAUAUUGGUCUGUUUACACAUUUGUUAAUAUAUAAUUGAUUAUUGUAUUCAUUGUUUUUUCUUUUUAUUUAACUAUCUACUAUCACUAUGAUUUAAUUUUUCAAUUUGAAUAACAAGUCACAAUUCAUAACUUUUAAAUUGGAUUAAGUAUUUGUAUAUUUGUUGAUUUUAUUCACAUAAUUAUGUACCUAUGCACAGGUGUGAAAAUGUCAUUUAUGGUCAAGAAGAAAAGAUACAAGUUCACGGUAAAUCUUUGUCUGGAAGAUUUAACAGCCGUUCCAUUUGUUAAUGCCGUGUUGUUUGCUAAAGUCCGUCUACUAGACGGAGGAAAUUUCAGCGAUAUUUCGUCCAGGUAAUUAUAUUUUGAACUUAUUUUUAAUCUUUUCUGAUGUAGUCAUAUCACUAUUUAUGUUUUUAGUUUUGAUAAAUAAUAUAUCACUGAUAAUAAUAGGUUACAAUAAUUUGGCAAUUUUAAUGUGUUAAGAAAACAAGUUUAUUGUUUUAAAGUCUUCAAUACAAACUUAUUUAGAGUAUCUACCUACAUAUUAUAUACAAAUUAGUAUAAUAAAGUGUUAUAUAUUUUUUUGCAAUAAUAAAUCUAUUGACAUUGUUGCUUUGUGCUAAUUUAUUGUGUUAAAAAUGUAAGCACAUUUAAUUAAUACAAUUACCCUACCAAAUUUUAACACAUGUUUUGGCUAGGGUGAAUUACUAUGAAAAGAAUAGGUAUAUUAUUAUUUUGUCUUGAAUAAUUUAUAUUUGUCAUCUUAUUUUAUAAUUUUAAAAAAUCUACAGAUAACCUCUAUUGUUGAUUAAGUUAGUUAAAACCAAAGUUGAAUAAUAUUAUCACAAUAAAGUGUUAUGCUUAAUAUACUUCAGUAUUAUGCAAUAUAAAUAUACUUAUCAACCAAACAAAAUUAUUAAUUUGUUUUUAUUUGAAAUUGCUUAAGAUGUUUUAAUUAUUAUUAAUAUUAUUGGUAUAUUAAUUUAGAAGAUGCUUACAAAUAAAUAGUCAACAUUUUUUGAAAAAAAUACAUAUUUCCUUAGUUGUGUUAAAUUGACCUCCUCGGUAAUGAAACAGAUAAUACAGGUAUUAUAUUUAAGUACUACUUAGAGAUUAAUCCAUUAGUCCUGUUUGUAAUUUUAAAUCUUGUUUGAACGAAUUAUUUUUCAUCAAAUUGAUCUUAACUUUUGAUAAAAUAUAACAGUAUAACUUUCUACCUAGUUAAAUGUAAUUUAAAAUAAAUAAAUAAAUGAAAUAAUUUUGAAAAAAUGUAUGAUAGAAUUUUGUUUAUAUUUGUAUUGAACAUAAUAUAUAUUCUCCUAUAUUAAUCUUUUAUAUUUUCUUUAAUAAAGUACAAAUUUAAUGAGAAACCUAGCUUUUUUUGUUUUAGUGGAUUUUAACUUUUUUAUGUGAAAGUAUUUGAUGAGUUUCUUGUGCAUCCUAUAAUGUUAAUAUGUUAGGUAAUAUUAGUUACCUAUAUUAAUAGUCAUAUACCUAAAAUUAAUUUAUGUAAGUUACUCCAUUUCAAAAAAUAUCCAGUGCCUAUUAGUGACAUAGUAUUACCUCAUAUGCUCUUUAAAUACAAAACAUAUCUGACUGGAUUGUCAUAUUAAUGCAGAUGACGAUUGAAUAGUAAACGUUGUUGCCAUCUCAUAAUGAAUAAAUCUGUAUAGAACGACAUAUUAUGUAAUAUUAUCUUCCAAAAUUUACAUUUUCAUAGUUAUAUUUAGUAUUAAUAUUUUACAAUUUGAAUUGAAUUUGUACAUUUUUUAUGUGGACUUUUUUAUAAUAUCAUUAUAUAUGGAACCCAUAUAAAUGUUUAAAAUUGUUAUCUCUUAUUAUUGUUAAAACGAGUAAAACUAUUUUCGCUUCCAUUAUAUUGGAGUGAGAUUUACUGUUUGUUUAAUUUAAUAUUUAAUAAUACUAUAUUAAAAAGUAAAAAUACAUUUUACUAAAAAAAUGAAUUUGAUUGUUGAACAUGAUAAUUAAAAUAUGAAUGUAAAUAGUUGUUUCAAAAUAUUUUUAUUGCAGCAUUUCUUCUACAGAGUGUAACUAGACUAUUUGACAUUUUUACAUAUAACUAUAGCUAACUAUAACUACAAUGUAAAAAUGUCAAAUAGCCCUGUUACACUCUGUAUAUAAGAAAAAAAAAAUGAUUUUGAUGUUUAGGUAACUCAUCACGAGUAUUAUUUUACUGUUAUUUUGGUUAAUGCAGUUUAAUAAUUUUACAUUUUAGAUGUUAAAUUUUAAAAAAAUUGUAUAUCUAAAACUAAUUUAUUUACUUCAUGCUUUUAAACUAUUUUUAAUGCUUUCAAAUAAAAAAAUAUUAUCUUUGGUAAAAAUAUGAUUAGCUUAUUGGCUAUUACAAAUAAAUUAUGGUUCGUUUGCAUAUUUAAUAUUACAAAUUUGGAAACCAAAAGAUUUAUCGAUUAUUAAUCAUCAAAUUGUAUAGUUGCUUACAUUCAAUACAUCAUUUGUAUAUAAUAUUUUAAUAAUAAAUUGUUAUCAGAUGACGAAGAAAUAUUUCAAAAAUUGUUUAGUGGUUGAUUUAAAAUCUUUUAUAAAACAUGUAUAUUUUAUACAUUGUAGAUCAUAUUAGAUACACAUAAAAUAACUAUUAUUGUUAUACAUUAUUUCUUAUUUUUAAAUUUUGGUACCCACCUCUAAUUAAAUUUUAUUUUAUAAAAUAUUUUAGGUACUCGAUUAAAAUGUUAACAAAAGUCAAUUUAUUUGACGCAUACAUGACGAAUAAUGUAUAUAGUGAUUAAUAUGGUACAUAAACUUUUUGUAACAACUGAGAUAAUACAAAACUUCAUUAUAAAAAAACUAUAACAAUUUAUAUUUAAAUUUCAAACUAAUGAACAUGUGUAUAUUUUUUUAAAUGAUUUUCCAGCUAUUAUGUAAUUAUGAAUAUUAUUAUUAUAUUAUGUGAUUACAUACAUAUUGUAUGUUUCAGACUUUUAUUAGUACCUAGUCUAAAAACCAAAUAAUUUAUUAGUAUUAUUACACUACAAUUAUUCAUCUGCAAAUUAAUUAUCUCAUUUGAAUCUGAACCACAAUCUGAAUAACAUUUCAUUAUCUUAAGAUUUAUAUUUUUAUUAUAUUUAUCAUAAAUAAUUUGUUGUAUUACAAUAUCAAUUAGGUAUUCCAUUUUAUACCUGUGAUAAUAGUUAAUAAAUAAAAUGAUAAUUUUUAUUUUUAUUUGAAGCAUUAUAAAUUUAACCAAAACUAUCUGAUAUUUAGAACUGCUUUGUACAUUUACUAAAAUAAAAUUUGUAAAUAGAAAUGUAAUGUUAAGUGGUAUUUUUUGAAUUUGGUUAAUAUUACCUAAAAUGCGAUAAAACUAAAUUUUAUAUCAAUAAUUAUUUAGUGAUAAAUAAUUAUAUUUGUAUUGUUAAGUGUAUUAGUUUUCAAAUUAAAUACUUCAGUAUUGCCUAUUUUGUCUUUUGCCAUUUUAUUAUAUACUUAUUUGUUUUUCUUUAACUAACUUUGAAGUAGGUACUUAUUUAGUUUUCAAAGAAAUAUUAAUAUUUUUUUUUAUACAUGUGCAAUGUGUAUAUAUAACAUACCUAAUAUAAAACAUUAAAAAUAACUAUAAGUUUUUGUUUGGUUGGUAGUACUUUGUUUGAAUGCCAAGUAUUGAUUUUUAACUUGUUUAAUAUUGAAAAUUACUUGGUCAUAAAUAAAACUUAAAAAUAAGUACUUAUUAUUUCUAAUGAAUUUGUCUGGAUAAAAAAUAAAUGAUACAUAUUGGUAUUUGUAUAAAACAUAUUAAGUUUUAAAUCAACAAUAAUACAAAUUUUGUUCAUACACAAAAUUGAUUUUUGAAUAUUAUUUAAAAUAUUAAUAAACGCCAAAAUAAUAAUUUAAUAUGAUAUUAAUUUAGUUUAAUUGCUGCAAAAUGAAAAUUAUAAGUGUAAAAAUACAUCAGUUGGUAAUUAAUUUCCUUUAAUUACAAACAUUUAAGUAGUUUCUAUUUUAUAUUUCAUUAAGUUAGUAAUUUGAAUGUAGGUGGGUAUCUAAUAUUAUUUGCUGUUUGUAGCUUUCUCAGGUUAGAUUUAUAUUUCAACAGUAAUAUAAUAUUAUAAUUUUCCAUUUUCCAUAUGUACAAUAUAAUAAUGAUAAUAAUCCAUAUCUUUUUAAUUAAUACGAACACACAGAAUAAUCAUUAGUUCCGAGAAAUUAGUUAGAUGCUACGUAAAUUGUCCAAAUACAGAAUGUAUGACAAAUGUUUUUGAACUUAAUCGAGCUCCAUUUGUGUUCGUGGCUCUGGAUAUAAUUUCAAAAGUGCGUUUAAUUAAGUCGUUAAGCAGAAAACAAUCAUUUAUAUUACGCACGAGUUAUAUAAAGGGUGUACAGUCUAAGUACCACGAGACAAUGAAUUAGUCUGUCUAUUUAUUAAAAAAAAAAAAAAAUUAUAUUUUUAAUUAUACUAUUAACUAUUUACUUUUGUAACUUGAUUUUAUUCUCCUUUAAUAAUUAUUGUCUUGUGUAUUUUAUGUAAACACAAUGUAUAUGGUUUAAUAAUUAAAAUAAUUUUUGAUUAACUGCAAGCGGUUAAUGUGUCGUUUCAAAUGAAAAUGAAGAACGGGGACCUGUCAAAAAUAUUUAAACUGUGAAAUAUUACACCUAACAAAUAACACUAUAAUAACUAUAAAAUAUAAAAUAGUAACCUAUAGGUAUACUUCUGUCUUGUACAUUGCAUAUCUUCUACAUCAUACUGAGUAUGAUUUUUAGAUUCUGAAUAUAGCGAAGAAUGUAUUGGUUUUACAAAGAUGUUUAUUUUAUUUUUAUUUUUUUAUAUUGUGUACAACAAUUUUACCAGAAAUCUUGCUCCAAUGUACACACUUUUCUGAAAGGAAAUUUUCUUGAGGUGGCAGUUUUCCCAAUAAAGUUGAUAAAGUGGGAAAAAACGUUUAUUUUUAUUAUCCUAUAGGUCCCGAGUUCGAACAAAAUGUUUUGCAUUUUUUUUUCUUAUUACUUAAAUAAGGAAAGAGAAGUACAUUUUGGAUUUACCAAGCCAUCGGUCCCUGGGAUUAUUUUAAUCGUAAAAUACCCCUUGAUUUGUCGUGCAAACUUUUCUAUCAGAAAUCUUGCUCUGAUGUAUCAAGUGUAGCUUAUUUUCUGAAAGGAAAUUUUAUUUCCAUGGUAAUUUAGGGAGGUCAUUUUUUGAUUUUUCAAGCGGUUUUCAUAAUAUCUGGGAAAAACCCGGAUGAAAUGCCGAAAAAACGGAAAAUGUACGAAAUGUAGGUAUUAGUAAAAAAAAAUUAUGGUCCUUUUUUGUGUAUCACUUUUCUACCAGCAAUUUUGCUCCGAUUUAAAAUUAUAGCACUUUUUCUGAAAGGAAAUCUGACUGGAAAGGUACGUUAAGGCAGCCAUUUUCCAAUUUUUCCAAGAGUUUUUCAGUAAUUGUGAAAAACCGUGAAGAAACAUGUGAAAAACGGGAAAAAUCGGAACACUAUUAAACAAAUAUAUAUUAAAGAAAAUAUAUAAUGACUUUUUAAUUAUUUAAUCAUAAUAAGCCAUGUAUAUUGUUGACAAAGUAUUACUAUCAACUGAACUGCGUUUAGAAUCGUUUUUUCGUUAGCAAUGGUUUAUCGUUGCUUAUAGAUUACCUAAAUUAAAUUACCUAUAACAGUAUGCACUCGUCUACAUUAUCUUAGGAUGAAUUUUUAAGAAGAAAACCCAUACCUAUUAUAAUCUCUGAAAGAGUUAUCAUGUAUUGUCAUUUUGUACUUGGGAAUUUUAAGACACCUACUACGCGCACGUCUCAAAUUUGACAUUAAGUACCAAUCCUUAUUAGGCAGAUUUAGUGUAGGCGAAACUUCUACCAACUUUUAAUAUGUUAAACGCAGAUAAAUUAACUUAAAUAUUUAUGGAAAUUCCACGAAUCGAGGAAUUUUUAAGGGGGGGAUUUUCAAAAACAUGUCGGUCGACGAGAAGUAAAAUUAUAAAGUAGUUUGCGAUGAGAUCUAUAGGCGUAUGUGCUGGGAACGGAAGCGUUCCGUUUCUAUUUAGUGUUCACUCUGCAGUAUAUCAUUAUCGUAUAAUCUAGUUUGUAUAAUGUGGUAAAUAGGUACCUAUUUAUUAUUAUCGAGCAGCGACACGAUGUAUCGUGUUGAUAUAUUUUUAUUCGCACCGAUGAAUAUUAUACAGGAUUUAUCUGUCAAUGCGAUCCGAAAAAGAAGAAAAUAAACAACAGACACAAUAUUAUUAUUAUUAUUAUUAACAUAAUACAUAUAUGCGAUUGUGACGUUCAAUUAUUUUCAGAUUAUUGAUUUGAAAUUUGUUUUGCGCGUAAAAACGCGCGAACACGGUGAUGCUGCGAUCUGAAUAAGUAAUACAUUAUUUUACAGCCGUCAUGACAACCAUGAAUAAUCCACGACCGCCGUAUAUUAUUAUUGUAUACACAUAUUCGGCGGAGCAAUGGCGAAACGGUGAACACACAUCGUGUUUAACGCGUGUAGUAUAAUGUUAAUACGCGUGCGAUAUCGCAUUUAGUUGCUAUAAUAUCGUUAUAACGUCGUUAUUGUCGUAACCUAACCUCUAACAUAAAUCUUGAGAUCGCGUCUAUAUUCGAGGAGCAUCUCAAGUUUCAAUUUUACCGCAGAUCCCGAGUGGAGCGAAACAUUAAUGUGUAACGCGGUGUUGAAAAUAUUUGUUUUUUAGUUUCUGUAUGGAGCGAGGAAUGUAUUGGUUUUACUAUGAUUUUUAUACAUUUUUUUUAUUUUAUCUGCGGAUUACUUUUCUACCAACAAUUUUGCUCCUAUUUACAAUGAUAGCAAUUGAAAGGAAAUCUGACUGGAGUGGUACUUUGGGGUGGUCAUUUUUUGAUUUUCCCAGGAGUUUUCCCAAUAAAUGGGGUAAACGUAAUACUAUUAACCGAACUUAGCUCUGUAUCGUUUUUCGUUAGCAAUGGUUAAUCGUCGCGUAUAUAACUAGUGUAUUCUCACCUAUAACAGUGGUUGUAUCCGUUCCCAUUAUCUUAGGAUAGGUUUUUUUUUGUUUUCUGUCUGUUAACAACUUUUCUACCUGCAGAAAUUUUCAAGUGUAUAUAGAUCAUUCCGUCAUCAAGGUAAAUCCUCCAUUCAGAAUCGUUUUUUUUUUAACCUCAAUGGUUUAUCAUUGAUUUCAGUAUUUAUUAUCCUAUGCGUGGGUAUAGGUAUAUCUUGUGUUAAACCUUUCAAAUUUCGCAACUACAAUAAUGGGUUUAUACCCAUCACGGCAGUGUGAAGUAUGCCCGGCAGGGUUUCCUCGGUUACGCGCCUACGAGAGGAGAAAAACCCCUCUGUGAUUAAUCUGUUUAUAAUAUUAUUUUAAACCGGUAACCGUACAGUUAAACGAGCUCCGCUCAGAAAUCCAUUCGUGUGCUUACAAAAUCGAAAAAUACAGUAAUUGUAAAUUCACGUACAAUAGUGCAGGUGGCCUAUCCAUGAUGCUUCCCGGUAGGUGUUUUUUUUAUUUUUUUUUUAGUGAAUUUUAUGUACAUGUAUAAUAUUAUUAGUAUAUCGGCGUCGGUGGCAACACCCCGGUUUGUGUAUUUAUAUUUGCGUGUCAACCGACAGUAUAAUAUUAUAUAGUUUUUCGCGUACAUAAUUAGCUGCUGGGUUGAAGUUUUUUAAACUGCACGUAAACUGGGAUUAAUGGCGUUUAAUUUUUGCAUAUCAUGUACGAUAACGAUAUAUUAUAAUAAUUUUAGGUAUGCAGGCCUGGAAUAACGUAUAGGUGACAUAAACUUGUGUCUAAUGUAGGGCGACUAAGUAACGGCAGGGGCUGUUUUUUUGAAAUUCAGUCAUAAAAAAUUGGAUUUUUAAAAAUUAAAUAUUUAAAUUAUUAAAAAUAAAUGUAAUAACAUAAUAUUUUAAUUAAAAAUGUAGUUAAAAUAAAAAUUUGAAAAAUCGUAGACGGUAUAAAAAAUGUAUAAUAUAUAUUAUUUGAAUGCUAAUAGACAAUAUAAAAAAAAUAAUUACAUCUAAAAUCCUAAAUUAUAUGAUUUUACUUUUAUAAACUUAAUUAUCCUGACUGUAGUUAUGAUUUUUAUUUGUUUGGCUUCGAAUGGUUUGCUCUACAGAAUUGUCACUUUCAUUCUGAAUUUUUAAAACUGUCUUAUAAAUUUGUAAAUUCCUGGUUGUUUGAAAACUAACUUGUGGAUUUUGCUCGUGUUAUUUUAGUAUUUUGAACGUUUAUAUUUCGGACAGACGAGCUUUCGAACAUUUUAAUGUACAGAGGCGCAUUGAAAAACUAUUUUUUGUAUGAUAAAGAGGAGCAAAAAUAUAAAAGGUGUAACUAUCCUUGUUCACCUUCUAUAUUUCUUGAAACCCGUCUUUCACCCAUGAUAUGCAUGCAGAGGAGGAGCUCACCUUCCUAUCUUAGUUAUUUUUGUUUUACUCUUCUACCAGAACUCGAAUUGAAGAAUAUACUAAACCAUAACUAAUAGUUUUGUUUAAAAAUACUUAUAUAAUAUGUUUAUAUGAUUUGUGGACAAAAAUAAUAAACUUUCUUCUUUGUAAAAAUGUAAGUCGGAAUUGCGUUGUCGUUCAUUUUAAGCUCUGAUUUAAGCACAUCUUUGGGUAUACAAACAUAACUUAAAAGUAAAAACAAUAUGUAAUUACAUUUCUAUAAUGUUGCUAUAGAUUAUUACGUAUCAAAUUACGUUGUAAUUUAUGUAGUGAGUAGUCAUGCCACAGAAUUAUAUCAAUUACUACGGAUUUUUUAAAAUCAUAACAUUAUGUUAUGAAAUAGUAUUUAUUUGAAAUUUAAAUAUUAAAUGAUUUUAUUCACGAGGAAUAAACAAUAUUAUUGAAAAUUGUAUUAUAGCCCUCCUCUACAGUAGUGGAGGGUAUACGGCGGUGUACGCUUUAUUGGUUAUUACCUAUAAACACAAUUACCCUUGGUUACGGUCGUAUACUCUCUGUUAUAGUGAAAUCACACAAUAUAUUAUACAAUUAUACAUAGGUAUUAUUAUUUUCAUUUUUGAUUGAUUAUGAAAACACAGAAAAAAAAAUAUACAUAUCCGGACCAUGAGAUGACAAUGUAUUUUAGAUUGUAUGUUAAUAUAUUACAGUAUAUUCUCUGCUUUUUUUUAUGACUACAGCACUGGUUUAAUAUUUGGUUUUUUAUGAAGUUUUAUCUAUAUUUUAUAGAGGGGGCAAAAUGAUAUGUUUGUCCCCCCCCUUUAUUUGCUUUGAAUGAGAAUAUUAAAAACUUUUAAAUAAGUCGUAUAAUUUUGAAGCAUAAAAUUCAAAUCACUUAAAAUAUAAUAUUACUGCUUAAGUAUUCCUAGACGCAUUGGUCAUGAUAGAUUAUGAAAAUGUCAUUAAAUUCUAAAAUAUAUUACAAAUUUAUACAAUAUUCUGCCCGAAGAAAAAAUUGUAUUUUAUGUGAUUCGCUAUUAUUUCAGAUAAGCGAUUGAACGCUUAUCAUUGUGAAAAAAUGAAAAUUAACUACUAGUCACCUAUAGUCAACCUAACCUAACCUAACUUUGGCGGUCGCAAAAUUUUAUAAGGGGUCGCCCGUGCAUCGCUGGUUAGUUUUUUUUCUGUUAACUGCCCUAGACUUUUUUAUUUAAACGACUCAUAGUCUAUAUAAAUACAAUGUAUGAUGGGUGUUUAAUUAUUUUAUAAUACACGAGUAAUAAAUAUAUUAUAUGUAUACAUAAACAUAUUUGGAGUUGUACCAAGAGUUAGUAAUGACGUAGCCCCAGUCUUUAGUCUAAGUCAUAUUAAACUAGUCGUACGGUUCCAAGCAUUUGAAGCACCUAAUGUCUUGUGAAUCGUCAGUUAGUUGUUUAGCAGUUUCAUUAGUGUGCAGCACUAAUCUAUUUCCAUGUUUGUUUGCAAACUUCUUGAUUUCUAAUGAUUCGAUAUACCGUGUGUUCCCCAACCACCUAGAUUAUCAAUUAGGUGAACAAACCGAAAUUUGUUUUUGUCAUUAUUGUUCUUCGUGCGUAACAAUAUUAAAUUGUAAUAUAAAUUUAGCAUGUCGUUACACGAAAAAUCACUCGUAUCGAAUAUUGUAAUUAUUGCGUUAUCAAAUAAUUAUUUUGAUAUUUUAAAUCACGUGAUAGUGUGUUCCUUGAUUUUCAGUCGGACGCGCAAUCGGGUGUUUCAUCUGGUUGAUAGUCGAGGUUAUCGAAGAACGCACGCGGGACAGUGAAUAAAACCGUUCGCGGACGUCGUGCGCGGUCGCUACGACGACGCGACGCACGUACGUGCGGCGGCGGCGGCGGGUCGCGUUUUUCUCGCCCGGUCUGUAUAAACGGCAGUCGCGGAUCCGGCGCCGAUUGAAAUUUAUUCGCGGAGGAAACGUUCAAUUUAGAAGGAAAAAAAAAAAGAAUCACCCGCGCGCAACGGCUCUCGACUAUAUUAUUAUAACGAUCUAACACAAUGGCGAAUAACGCGACAUUAUUUUAUUACCAACCGUUGUUAUUAUUGUGUCGCUGGCAGGGCGAAAUUUAAGCCGGGCCGUAGCCGCAGCCGCAGCCGCGUAGAUCGUAAAAAUAAUAUCCGUACUGCGCGCAACGGAUAGCCGAUCGUUGUGCCGAUACGCCUUUACGCGUCGCCGUCGGAAUAAUAAUUUAAAAAUAAAAAAUCUCCCGUAUUAUGUACUUUCGUGUUUUUUUUUUUCUGACACGAACAUCGUUCCGCAAACGGUUUUAAUAAUAUUUAUUAUUAUUAAUAUAUAGACGCGUGCGAUGCACGAGCACAACAAUAUAACACGAUAUAUUAUAGGCGCGAUUAUAAUACGACCCAUCGUACACCGCCUAUAAUAUACGAGAUGGUGCGCGUUACAUCCGCAACGUCGUAAUAUACAGGGCGAUUGCAUUGUAUGGCAAAGCUAAUAAACAAUAUCUUAUAGGUAAUAAUAUCGCGAAUAUUUUGAGCGAAAUUUUGAUUUCGGGGUUUUUUUUUUUUCGAUCAUUGUUUAGGUUCAUAGACGCAAAUAGGUGGGAGGGGAGGUUGCUAGCGGAGCACUCCAGAGUUUAAAAUAAGCAUUCCCAAAAAACCCAAUCAUGUUUUUCAUAGUAAUGACAAAAUAUUUUAUCCGUGUACUCGUAUUUCGUAAUUAAUGAACAGAACAAAAUAUAAGUUUACACAGACAAUGCAUGUGUGUAUGAAAAUAAUCAUGAUGGAUUUGUGUAUACAAAAUUAUAAAUGAAAGCUGUAGUGAACUAUUGUAAGGGUCAUGCAAAGAAGAUUCCGGUGAGUCAUAGCUUCCAUAGGUCUUUGAUGUGUCUGUAAUUUUAGCACCUCCAGAACUGGUGGUUAUUGUUGCGCCUAUGUGUUUAGUUUAUAUGAUGCAUUUUGCGUUGUUCACUAAAGCUCGACGUGCGACGCUUGUUUUGUUAGUACAAAUCCGUCUUGCAAGUUUUCGAAUGAUUGUAUAACUAUAAGACAUUUCAUUUUUUAUUUUUCGAGGAUUUUAGGGUUUUGGGAUCAUUUUUUGAAUUUUUUUGAUUUUAAAUUCAAAUUUUAAAUUUUUACCCGCGCUUUCGAGAUUUGCUUGUUUUUUUUACUCAACUCGUUUUGUGCAAUUUUGAUCGAGAAUUAUUCAUUUCAUUUUGACUUUUUUUUAUAAUUUUAGAUUUUAAAGCUAUUUGUUCAUUUUGUAGUGCAUUAAUUAGGAUUUUUUUGGAAAUUGUAUGGCUUAUGGGGUAUUUUGUUCUUAUAAGCUUACAAUAAUAUAUCAUAAUGCUCUCUUAUUUAUAUUAUUUUCAAACAUUUUACUGCAAUACCAAAACAAGAAUUGUCUCACUCCUAAUAAUGACAAGUAUAUACCAUACGUACUACUAGUAUUAAUUUCGUAUUCUUUGAUCUUUCUAAAAAUAUUAUUUUGAAAUCAAGAUUGUGGAUUAAUUAGUUAAACUAAUUUAUUGAUUAUAAUUAUUAAAGGUACCGACGUAUUUACGAUGUACUAAUUAGUAUUAAUUAUAUGAAUGCAACAAAAACGACGUCCGAAUCGUGACGCGCAUUGUAAUUUGAUUAUUUAAUGUCUGGAGAGAAAUUGGCAUGAUUUUAUUCCAGAGUGAAUUUUUCUACAGAUAAUUGACAGCGAAGGAAAACACGGUAUUUCAUUUAUGAAGGCAACUAGUUUAGAAAUCUACAUUGUGGAGUCUGUGAUUUCUGGCUAUUGAUUUCGGUAAUAACAAUGUAUAUAUUUUAUGAACUCUCGAUUCGAAAAGAGAAUAUUAUCUAUAAGUACUUUUCCAAAAAAAUGUAUACGCAGUAUCGGUGUUGUAGCUGUUUAAAAUUUUGUCUGAACUAGUAGGGAAAGAUAACCUGUACGUUUGCGCGGGCAUUAUGCAAUUUACAAAAAAAAAAAAAGGGAAUCAAAAUCUUUAUAUACAUACUGCAAUAGAUAUUUUAAUCGUUGGUUCGUGUGUUAACAAGAGCAUCACUCUGUAUGCUACACGUAUGCGCAUAUAAUGACAGUUAUUAAUAACAAUAAUCGAUCUCUUUGCUCGAUUAUAUUAUAAUAUUAUUUUUGCCGAUCCUAUUGUUUUUCGAAAACGAUUUUGCGCAUUGUGCACAGGUGAACGAGCCCGGGACGAGGUUCGUCGUUCGCGUUAUUAUGUGGGUGCUAACAACUAAUACACACAUCGUAUAUACUCCCGGCCGAAUCAACGCCAACGCGUGUUUUGGACAUGGACAAAAAUUAAAAAAAAAAAAAAAACAAUUUAUAAUGACAUUUUCGUAUGGGUGUAGGGUACUACCCGAGUACAAUCGGUGAAAGAUUUCGUUUUCUGACUGUUUACACGUGCAAUAAUAUAAUAAAUUCAAAACGAUCAAGACCUCCGUGACUAGAAUACCCCUUUCCACAUCUAUUUUGUAUAAUAUAAAUAUUCUGAAUAAAACGAUAAAUAACUGAAUAGGUUCUAUAAUAAAACAGUAUUAUAUCAUAUACUAAAAUGAUACUGCUUACAGAAAGUAAAACAAAAAUAGUGAAAUACGAUCAUAAAAAUUGCAAGAGGAAUAAAUGCGGGGGGGGGAGGGUUUGAAAGUUGAAACUCUGAAAGUUGAAAGUCACAUCAUCCUUGAUACCGACGCCAUGCAUGUACAAAAUGUCAUCCCUCAGCUUUAUUUAAGGAGUCUGCGGGGGCGGAAAAAGCUAAAAAACAUUCUUUUGCCACGCAAUGGACAUUACUGGUUUAAUUCAUAUUGAAAUACAAUUCAAAAUUUUAUCUCUUCAAUCUAUCUCCAAAACAACUCUAAUCCCUGAGUUUGAACACAUUCGGUCCAAAGGGAGCAGCUAAAAAUGUCUAUAAGUUGCGGAAAAAGGUAUAUAUUUAUAUAAUUAUUAUAUUAUAACAAACACAAUUCAGUGCAAUAUAGUCUCUAUUUUCGGGGAAAAUUCGACAAUAAUGAUAAUAUGUAGUGAAUAAAUAUUAAUUAUAUCGGUAGUUAUACAAAAUUAACAUUUAAGAAAAAAAGAGGGAGCAUAUUGUGUAGAAUAAUUAAAUUAAAUUUAUCUAUAAGUAACGAUAAACCAUUGUUUUCAUAAAGCAAUUUAUGAGAGAGUAUUAUUAUUAGUCGUAUUUUUCUCUUGUUAUCGAGGGAAAUGAAUAACAAUUAUACGAAGCAUUAGUUUUUCCCAUCUAUUAAGAAGUCUACAAGGCAAAUCAAACCUUUCUAAUACACCAAAUAGAAUAAAAAUGUUACAAGGAAGUUCCUAUAAAGUUUUUGAUUAGAGCAAGAUUUAUGGUAUAAAAAUUGUUUACUGACACAAAAUAAUAAAUCUAACACAACAUUUAGUAAAACCAAUACAUUUUUCGUGUCGUUCAGUUUAAAACGUAGCCAGGAGUAAAUAUUAUUAUUGUUAUUGUAUCAGCAUGUUUGUCUGUAUAAAAUAAAUAAGAAUAAAAUAAUUAAAAAAAAUAAGCGUGUAACCUAGAGUACACAGAUACCUAAGCAUAGCAAAAAAUAUGGGAAUUUGAAUGGUAUAUAUGAAUAUAUUAUAUAGUUAUACAGAAAGUUAAAUAAUCAGUUUAAUAAAAAAGCGAUUGUUUAAAAUGAAACGUGAUGCCGUUUUAAUAUUAUUAUUUAAUUAAGUAGUAGUUUCUUGCGGGAUUAUCCGAUAGUGAUUUUUGAAAUCGAAUUAUAUAAUAUUCCGCGCUGUACGUUUUUAAAUUGGUCGAGGAUUGUUUUCUUUUGAAGGAACUUACAUACACAUUUUUUAAUAUUAUUUAUUUUAUACGAAUAUAUCUAUGUAUACAAAUAUUUAAUGUAUAUUUGUUAUAUUGCUGUGUUAUUAUUUCACGAGCAUUAACCUCUAAAACAAUUUGUUUAAACAAAUAAUAAAAGAAACGUCGUUUUAGUUAUACCGUGUGUCGUUAUACUUAGCAUACGAUUGUUUAUACGGUUAAGCAGAGUUUAAAGUGGUAUAAAAUGGGGCGGAAAAAGUUAAUCCAAUUGAUCCGAUGAAUACUUAUUCGGUAUUAAAUUUUGUAAUACGUUUUGAAGAUCAAUAAUAUUAUUUGAGCGUUACAAAUUAGAAGAAUAUUACAUUUAGAAGCCCCCGUCUUCUCUGAUUUUUUUUUUUUACAGCUGAGUUAGAAAUAUAGGUACGUAUCUGAUGGGGACUGAGUCCUAUUGAGUUUCUCCUACACAACCUCGUGAUUAUGUUCGGCUAACGAUCGUAUAAUAUUUUUUAUAAUAGUUGCUGGUUUAUUCGUAUACAUCGAUUGCUCGUGAAAAAUAUCGAAAUUAGAUCUGCUACGGUUUUUUCAUGUGAACUUAUCAUAUAGCUCUUGGUAGCUAGUACUAUAUUAAGUUUUUCUGUUUUUAACGGAUUUAAAAAAAAAAAUAUUGAUGUGUAUAAUACAUUAUAUUCUUGAAAAUAAGUACUUUAAUAUAAUAUCGUAUAUUAUUGUACUAUUCAGGGUAUAAUUGUACACAUUUCGGGUACAAGGAAUAGUGUAAAAAUUGAAAAUAGUGUUAAAAUAAAACUUAAAAAAGUACAUAGUAAUUGAUACAGUAUAUGUGAGUUUUGCUUUUUUGAAAAAUGGGUUGAGUCGAGUCAAAAAAGUCGAUUAUUGGAGUUUACAAAUACAAUACAAAAAAAAAAAUUGUUUAGUCGAGUAAUUGACUGACAUUAAAAAUUGAAAAAAAAAAACAACAGAAAUCAAAUUCUUUUAAGAUCUUCCCUGGAAAAUUGCUAGUUCGUGAUAAAUGGAUCACCUUGUAUAAGUAUGCAUGUACAUUAUAGAUGAGACAAGAAUUUUUAAUACUAUAGAAUACUAGUUCCCUUGAAUAGUUAAGAAAACACUAUCGAAGGUUGUUUCCCUUAUAUACAAUAAACUACGUAUUUUAUAUGGGAAAAAUGUUAAUCGCGUUUAAAAUAUAUUUAUUAUUAUUAUUUUUUUAAACAAACAUCAUAGUAUAAUAUUUGUGUUUACGACAAAUCAUAUUGUGUACUAACUACUAUGUUAUAUAUCGUAUACGUAUAUAAUAAUGAAUUACUUGUAAUAAACUUCUUACAAAAAAAAAUCGUGUACCAUAAGCAAUUGAGCUUUGUCCCAACUGAAUAAUAUUUUGGCGCCAGAGAAAAUGGGCUUAAGUACAAUUUUGGGGGUAUAUUUAUUUUUACUGAAAAAAAGUAAUAUUUUCCUGUCAAUACAGAGAAAUUAAAUUAUUAUUAUUAUAAACAUGAUAGUAUAUGACGUUUGACCGUUGUCCCGUUGUCUCUGUUAGAUAAUAGUAUUUAUAAAGAUGUAAAAUGACUGAAGUUUUUUUUACCAAUAUCAUGUAUUGGUCUAGAAGGCCGAUCAAAGAUUGCAGAUUUAUGGAUUGAUAAAAAAAGGUUCAAUGGAUUUUUCAAACUUGUAUUUGUUUGUCCUGAACACUUGAGAACAACGACUUUUGCCCUUUUAUUUGGUGCCAAAACGUUAUUUAUACAUAAAUUAAUAAUUGUUAAAAUAAAAUUUAAUUUUUAAAACAAACGCAUAAUCAUUGUUUGUGUUAUAAUCUUACGCGUAAUUUCUCUAUAAUAUGUAACGUAGGGAUAUUAAAAUGAACCUAUAAUAUAAGGUCCUUUUUAUCUCCAGUGUCAUGUACAUAUUACAUGUAGUGUAGUAUGGUUCGUAUUUUAAUAGUAGCGUUAAUUAUGGCGUAUCAUUAUCCUUUAUUAGGUAUUAUUUAACGUAAUAUUUACCGCGUUUUUACUUAUUUCAUAUUUUUUGACAUAUUUUAUCUGUAUAGAGCGAACAAAAUUAUUUUACAUAAUUUAUUAUCGUUUUGUAGGAGCAGGUUAUUGUACAGUAAAUGUUCUGUUUUAAAACAUGAACAAAUUAUACAAUAAUUGUUUAAAAUAUUUUUCUACCAACCUAUCAAUUAUCGUUUAAAAUAAAAUCGGUUAAAAUAGUUAAAUGUUUAAACGCACAACCAUUGUUAUUACAACGUAGGUGCCUAUAUUAAAAUAAACUUCUUGUGUUCAAAAAUUCCAAGGGGAAUUUUCGGUGCUGUAAAAGAUGUGUGAAGGGAAUAAGAAAGAAUGAGGUACUAGAAUCAUUGCUUCAGAAACCGAAUAUCGUUCAGAAGUUAGAGGUUCCGAAGUUAAAAUGGGCAAGGUACGCUUGGAGAAAUUUAAAUGUAUUCCUUUAGUAUUGGAAAAGGAAUCCACGUUAAAUUUCCCAUAUAAAAACGUUGCAGCAAUAAUAAAAACAAAUAAAUACAUUUCCAUCAACCCGUUGACGAGAUAAUCUAAUUUUAAGUUUGGGUUGGUGGAGCAUUAUUCAAACUCAAUGUAAAUUUAAAAGUGGAAUAUUUCGUCAAAGGGUUGACGGAAAUUAAAAAUGUCAACACUAAAAUGUAUUUAACUAAAACAUUAUCUAUUUAUGAAGUUUUUAAUAUAGUUUGCUAUAUGAAAAUUAAAAGAGGGAUGUGAUUCUACUUCCAAAAAAAGAGUGACAAAAAAAAAAAAAAAAAUGGUAAUGUAAAUGGUAACACUUUAAAGUUGCUUGUUUCAUAAAAAAAAAAUUGCCAAAAAAAAAAAGUAUAGAAAUAUAAAAUUCAGCUACUUGAAUUUAAAAUAACAUUUUAAAAUAAUUUUGAAUUACGCUACAUCAGUAUUGUUUAAAUACGUUUAUUUUGGCCAUUAUAGAUAUUAUAUCCUAAAAUUACUAUAGUCUAUCUAUAGAUAGAUUAAUCCAUUAAUUUAUCCAUUAAAAAUCCAUUAAUAAAAAUCAUUAUUUUGUAUGUAAUUUACAAAAGGAAACAAUAGGAAUAAAUGUACCUAUAAUAUAUAAAAAAAGGAAAAAUAUGCUUUAUAAAAUUAUAGGUUUGAGCGGUCAGCUCCCGUUUUGCUGCUAUACCAUUUCAAUGAAUUUCUUUUAUCGCCGUUCCAUUUCAUCGAAUUUAUUUUUCGAGUAACUUAUAAGUUAAAAAUUACAUACUUAUUAAUUAUAUUCAUGUAUUGUGUAUCAAUAUAAAUUUGCAUACAUUAUUAUUAGUUAUAUUUUAUAAAUUAAUAAAAAAUUCGAUUAAAUAAUAUAAAUAAAUAAAAAAAAAAAAUGUAAAAAACUGUUUUAAAAUUGUUCGUUGUGAUCACAGAACUUAUCGGAUAUACUGUGAAUAAAUUUGUAUUUAUUACGCCAGUUUGUCAAUGCAUUUCGAGUAAUUUUUUUUGUUUUUGUUUUAUCUAUUCUAAAAUAAUAGUUAUCAAAAAUAAUGCAUUAGCCUUUUCGCUUUGUAGAAAUAUAUUCAAUUGCAGCCGUCAUUAUACUGGCCGUACUGACUUAUCAACUUUGCAGUUAUCGUCACCACAACAUUAUUCAUUCUAUUUUAUUUAUAUAAUUAUCAAGGAUUUAUUAAUCGAUUACUUCAUAUAGUUAAGUUCAAAUGAUAAAUCUUUCAAUGUGGCUAUCUAUUGCUUUACGAAUCACAAAUUUACAACUAUGUUUUAAAACAAAAAUAAAUCGCGUAAAUUGCAUUACUGCCGAUAGGUAAAUCAUACGUUACAAUAGUGCACCCGGUAUUUUAGGUCCGGUACCUGUAUAAUUGAACGAAACUCAUCAUUUACGAAUUGUGCGUAAUAUAUAGAUAUUUAUAUUAUCUUUGUCAUUAUUUGACAGGUAGUGUUUAGAAAGUCGAAAACCCAUAUGUGUAAUAAUAUCGGCUGCAGAUAUUUACAACGCAUUGCUAUUUUCAAUUAAAAAAAUUAUAAUUUCCAUUAUAUUGUUAUCAAAAGUUUUUAUUCAAUCUCACUUGUUUAUUUGUUAAUGUAGAUUCUUUGGACAUUUAAUUGUUAUACUUCCCGAUGAGACUCGCGGGACAAUUGUAAAUCGCGGAUGACAACACAUUAUGUUUUAUUUCAUACAUAAAAAAAAUCGUAAAAGGUGGACGUACCUUGGUUAAUUAGGCCACUGUUGUAGGUAGGGAGUAUAACCUGCAGGUAUAAUAAUAGAAUUUGGGGUAAUGUAGUUAAAACUAAAAAAUUAUAAACAGUUUUAAACACGAGUUUUUUUAUUAGAAGAAUGAUAUUAAACGUACAAAAAAAAAAAAUUUGCGUAGGUGUAAAAUAUUCACUGUAUUUUCUUUAAAUUCAUCAUCUUUGAUUGCAUGCAUCGGAAAACAAUCGAUUUAUAUGUAAUAAGUCCAUUUAAUGACGUUUACGAUCCACGCUUUUUUUUUUCGUAGGUAGGUAGGUAGGUACAUGCAAUAUUAUUUUUCAAAUAAAAGCUCGAUUUUAAAAACCUUUUUUGUUUAUUUAUCGUUACUUAUUACAACAUAUAAUUAAACUCGACUUUUUAAAAUCAUUUAUAGGUCACCGAAUUUUAAUGUUUCCCUACCGUUAAGUUUGUACUCGAUCAACUUUUGGUAACAUUAUCAUUCCCCCUUUCGGUUUCCAUAUUACGUGCGUCAAACAAUCUGAUCAAUAUAUAUUGUAUCGUCUAUACUUGUUGAAUUUCACAGUUUACGUUUGAGGUAAACUUUUGUAUAGCGGUAUAACAUUUUAAACUAUGGCGGUUUUGCUAUAUGUGAUGCGUGUUUUCUGAUCUGUUUAUUUUUCUGUCUGUAAAUCACUUUUCUACCUGAAAUCGUGCUCUGAUUUUAAAGCGUCUAUAGAAUUUUCUCCGAGAGUAAAUUUUGUCUAGCCGGUUCGUCGGGUGAUCUGAUUGUUUUUUUUUCUUCCAUAAUUAUUUUGUACAUUAUACGACACGCUAUUCAUUUAUUUGCGCUAAAUGUCACUAUACUCUGCAGUCACGUAUCGGUUACCUAUAUAUACACAAAACAAACAUCGUGCUGCCGCAAUAAAUUACGUCGGUAAAAAUAUAAUACGAUAGUUUCGCUGUGGCACUUAAAUUAUAAUAUUACAUACGCCCGGCACCUACUUUAUUGUUUUCUCCCCCCUCCCUCAUCCUAUAAAAACCUGCAGUGGUGUACCUUGCUGCAAGACGCGCGCUUGAGUGUGGCGUUUAACGCGAGUAUCCAAUGUCUCACAAUCGUUAUUUGCCGUCUCUGAUGUUUUUACUGUUUUUAUUAUAUACAUUUCGAAUAGUAUGGGUAUAAUUAUUAUUGUAUUAUUAUUAUUAUGACGGCGAUUCAGAAUGGCAGUGUUUGAUUCGCAGUGCGCCUCGGUCCCGCUCUUGCAAAUAACUCGUAUACCGUCGAAAUGGUUUCGAUUGUGACCUUGGCGGUGGCGGUGCGGUAGGUUUCGUUUUGGUUUUUUCGGUAUAUAUUAUUAUUAUCAUUAUUAUUAUUGUCCAUGGGUCAUACCUAUAUACAACGAACGAAAAUGAACAUUAUAAUAAUAAUAAAAAAAAAAAUGACAUUGACCACAUGCGGCGUAAUUAGGUACACUAGCUGGCUGUUCCCUAUUUUUAUCCACUUCUACCUACUAUAAAAAGUACUACUACUUCUACUUAUGGUAUACAUUUGGGGUCGAUACCACAACAUUAUAAUUGUAUUAUAGUAUCUAUAACCAGCACGCAUAUAUAUAUAUAUAUACCUUAACUAGAACGAAUACGCAUUUGUAACGGUUUGGAGGGGGGGAGGGAACGCGUUUACCCGUGUCUAUAAUAUGAAAUCCGGAAUGCUAUACUACCUAUAGCUACUUCCUACGGAUAUAACGCGGACGGAGUUAAAAAAAAAAGCCCGAUCGUAGAAAAACAAAACCCUAUUGUAAUUGAAUAUACAUGUACCCAGGUAGAUAAUUUAAAAAAUAAUAAUGGACAGCACAGAAAUAAAACCAAGUAAUAAAAACACGUUUUUUUGUGAAUAGUCCAUUCACGAUAAUUACACGUCUCAUAUAUAUCAUUUGGGUUCAUUUAAUCAAUCUCUAAUUAAGAGAAUUUAAGAUCCAAUUAAUGUGCAGUUAAAUUUAUAUGCAAUUUUAUUGUGACUCAGUUUAUUUCGCUAUCACCGGACAUUAACCAUAAACCUAUUAAUCGUAAAAUAUUCGACCAGUUAAAAAAUUCAACAAGAGAUUAGGAUCAAUAUUAUAAGAUGCUAUUAUGUUAUGUGUAAAAACCGGAUUUAAUUCCGUUAAAAAUAUUGUGUCAAAAUUGCAAUGAAAGUAUAUAAAAAUUGCAGUAUAAAUAUGCUAAAAUUUCAAUGAAAAAUAUAUUAAAGUUACAUAAUAAAACCAUACACUUGUACACAAGACAAUAAAUAAUUUUACUGUCCGUAGAAAAUACUUCCUUAGUUUUGUUGAAUGGAGUGAUCCAAGAUGAUAUUUUCCAUUUUAAACUUCAUUUAACUUUAGGCAUAAGGUAUUGGUUAUUAUUUUUGAAAAAUUUAAAGAUAGCUAUUUUAUAGAGUUUAUACUUUUGAACAUUUUAACGAGUAAACUUUUUAUUUUCAUUGAAUAUGUGAUUUAUAAUAAUUUUUUAAAAUUCAGAGAAAAAUAAUGCACAGUUAGUUAGCCAUGAUAAUAAUAACCGAUUAGCGAAUGCGAUUAAAACCUGCUGCAUGAUUAUGAGUACUUUCCUCUAAUUCUCUUUUUUUUUAUAUAUAUAUAAAAGAAACAAAACAGAAUAUGAUUAUUUUUAUUAUUUCUUAUUAUUAUUCAUAACAAUAAGAUUCCCAAUAAAAUUUUGCUAUAUCAUAUUAUUCACUUAAUUAGUACGAACAUUUUUUAAUAUCAGAGCGAACUGAGAAAUGUAUUAGUUUUAUGAUGUUUUUUAUUUUUAUUUUUCUGUAAACAACUUUUCUACCAACAAUUUUGCUCCGAUUUACAAGUGUAGUACCUUUUCUCAAAGAAAAUUUUACUUAGUUGGUAUAUUAAAAAGGUUAAUUUUUUGAUUUUUUAAUGGGUUUUCAUUAUAAAUGGGGAAAACUGAAAAAAAUGUAGAUUUAAAUAUUACGGCUUUUCAAAACAUAUAAUCGAGCUCCGCUCAGAAUCGUUUUUUAUUAGCAAUGAUUAAUCGUUGCGUACGGAUAUACAUUAAAUUUCCCCUCUUCCCAACUUCUCACUUACAACAGGGACCGACCUAUGUCCGUUUGUUUGUUUGUUAAUGACUUUUCUACCAGAAACCUUUUCUGAUAUCCUGAUUCUCCGAUUUUCAAUUGAACAUCGUUUUUUAAAACAAAUAUGGUCUAGUUUAUGUUUUGCAGGGUAAGUUAUUUUCUGAUUUUUUUGUAUUUUUAUUGAUAAUUGGAAAAAAACGUAUUCGAAUCUGGAAAAUGUACAGCAAUAACAGUUUCAUUAUUUUUGAUUUUGUUUUUGUUGUUAUUCGGUUAAACAUAAUUGUCGAAAACUGAAUUCCGCAUAGUAUACUUAUAUAUUAGCGCUUUCUAGACGUAGUUCAAACCAUUUCAUCCAUUUUUGAGUUAUUUAUUAGUAUUUGACAUUUUCUAGAUUUUUUUAAUACCAAAGCGUUGCAAGUUCAAAUUUUAACGAAAAUCGUUCAAAUCACGGCAUUUCAAAUCAAAUUUAACCGAACCUCUAUUUAUGCUAUUCGCUUUUAUUUUUUAAAAUAUCGACCUUCUUAUGUAUUCAUUUUUUUUUCUGACAGCAGGGGCUUUUUUCCUUUCAAUUCCAGACAGACAUAUAUUGAUACCUUUUUUUUUCUUUAACGGUUGUACAACAUAACAUUAUUAAUAUAUCACUUCUAUAACUCAUCUUCACCGUAUAGUGUUAGAGAAUUCGCAAUUCAAUUUGUUAUAUGUGUUUAACGAUUUAUAAGGAUUACGCGUAUAGCGAUGUAUUAUUCAUUAAUAAAUGCAUUAAAUAUUUACGCAGCCAUAAAGAUUUACACCCGAUGGACGUAAUUGUAAUUACGAUUAUUAUAUAUACCGCCGACGCUUUUCAAUAGCUUUUACACGCUCUUCUUUUGGUUCGAAACCGUACGGUUGAAUCGUUCAUAAUAUUAUUAUUUUGUCAUUAUAUAAUAUAUAUACGUACGUAAUAUGACAAAUAAGAAUAAUACAUACAUCGAGAGGGCGAUAACACUAGAAUUUGCUUUUAACAAAAUAUAUAGCGCUGAAAUGUAACAUUAUUAAUAUAUGGCGGUAUAUUGAUUGUGAAUGCGAAAAGGCCUUGGUAGAGUUGUUAAACUUUAUAGGCGCUAUUGUUGAAUUCGAAUUGUCGGAAAAAAAACUAAAUAAAAAUGCGUCGAUAACGAAUGUCUCUAGUGAGUUUUCGACACGUUGGUAUUAAAUUAAACUGCAAGGAAAUCAAAAAAUGAAUUUGAAAAAAAAGCAGAUACUGCUGUUGGGUGUGUCACUGUUUUAGGAGAGGAUUUGGAAGGGAGGAUGUAGAUAUAUAAAGAGAGGGAAUAAUUUAAUUGAUAUCUGUAUGUAAUGAUAAAUCAUUAUUAACGAAAAAACGAUUCUGAGCAGGAUAUUAUAAUUAAUAUUUUUUCCUUUGUUGGAAAUGAAAUACAGAAAUUAACAAUAGUUAUCUCGCGAAAGCUACAAGGAAAAUCAAUAUGACCACCCCAUUGUACCAAUUAUAUUAAUAAUGCAACAAAAAUAUUCCUAUAAAGUUUUUGAUUGCAACAUGAUUUCUGGUAAACAAGUUGUUUACAGACAAGUAAAAAUAAAAAAAUAACAUAACCAAUAUAUUCCUCGUUUAAAUCAGAAUCUUAAACAAAUUAUUUACAAUUUAAGUGUAAAAUUAAUAUUCGAAAAUUGGAAGCCGUUAGUUUUGUAGUAAUCAAUGAUAUAGGGAAUCGAUUACUAAAAACUAACCCAGAGCCUAUGUAUAUACAUUGUUCGGUUUGGUCAGGUUCUGAGAAAAGUGAUUACAUUGAUGGAUUAUAAGAAUUGCCGUUAAAAUUCGUAAAUCGAAAUCAUAAAAAAUUAAACGAUGACGUCGGUUUUGUAGGUACUAUAGUACAUUUUUGAUAUCCGCAGUUAAAAGUCCUUAAUACGAAAGUUUAGUUGCAUAAUGUAUUGACGAGUUGAGUGGCGUCCAUAAUGAAAAUGUCACGUUCCGCGGAACAAAGUACUUCAAAUAUAAAUAUAGCUAAACCUAGUAAAUUAAUUUUAUCCAGUUAAAAUAUUUACCGUUUCCGAUCAUGGGUGGUAUCCACCAUUUGUAUUUUGUAGUGUUGGCCCAUAGUAGAAAUAAUUCCGUUCUUUAUACGCAAGAAUAAUACACUUUAGUUUCUUGUCGAAUAAACUAUAAUAUGUGUGAUUUUUUCUUCUUUUUUGAUAACGCUAUUUUGUUUGUAUAUCCGUUAACACUUUGGGGCAGUAAACACGCUGAACUGCACCAAAUCACAUGCGAUUAGUCGCCUUAUUUAUAGCCGUAUAAUUGCGUAAAAAAAAUGAGCGAAGUGAGACGAGUGUCCAACACCCGGUUCGUGUGUACUUUUUAUAAACAUACUAUUAAACAAUAAUUGUGAAAUAAAUAUAACGGUGUUAUUCUACACAUUUUUAGAUUCGGAACGUAACGAGGGAUUUAUUGGUUUUACUACGAUUUGUGUUUUUUGUAUAUUUUAAUUUUUUGUGUUUGUUCUACUAGAAGUAUUGCUCUGAUGUAUCAAGUGUAUAGUACCUUUUCUCAAAUUUUAUCGAGUUGGUGCAAUUUGGAGGUCAUUUUUUGGUGAGGUUUUCAUAAUAAACGCGAAAAACCGAAAACAUAAUUAUAGUUAAAACGGCAAAUAUGUACGACGCUUCACGGCGUUACCGAUUUUAUAGUGUUUAAUUUUUGCGAACUAUAUUUAUUAGAAAUAUUACGUAAUUUUUAUACAGUUGGUACUCUGCUGUGAAUAAAAUGGUUUGAUCUUACAGAAAUGCUCGAAAAUUUAACAGAAGGUUCAUUAUAAGUUGUACUAUAAGUGGAAAAAAAAAGUCGAGUUAAUGUAGUAUUUUGUUUAUAUAAGAUUUAAUAUCAAAUUUUGACGAAAAUCGUAAAUAUACGGCCUUUCAAAACAUUUAUAAUUGAAUUUCGCUCUGAAUCAUUUUUUGUGAGCAAUGGUUUAUCGUUGUAUAUAGUUUUAAAUUAAAUAACUUUAUUUAUCCUACAUUCCCAACUUCCCAUCUACAACAGUGGUACACCCGUUCCCAGUAUCAGUAAUUUUAUUUUAUUUAUUAAAAAAAAAAAAAACAAUAUUUACAAUUUACAAUAGAACCUAACGAUUCAAUACUGAACGGUCUACAUAUUAAUUUUCUCGGUCAAUAUUUGCAGUUUUAAUUGAUUUUUUUUGUACACAAGUUCCUUUCUAUAAAUUAAUUUCAUAUUCUGAAGUAGAGUAUUUUUUUUUUUUAAACUAUUUUGAUCUUUAUAAAUUCCGAGUCAAUCAUUUACAAGCCUUUAACGUUAAAACGAAAAUAAAAGUGGUAGUUAUUACGAGAAGUGUUUAGGGUUUAAUUUUUGUAUUUCACAAAAUGUCUUAACGUUAUUAAAAAGUUCAAAUCCGAUUGCAUAUAUUUUACUUUGACGUAAAAGCCAGGCAAAAUUGUAGGAAUACAGGAUUGUUAGAAAAACCGUAAGAAAUUGUAGAUAUCUGAAGGUUUUCAAUAAUUUUGGUAACGAUUUCUAAUUUUUUUUUUUUAACUUAGAUAUAUCGUAUAUAAGUUGGCAAUCUAAAUUGUAUUAUUUUACUGGAAAUCGUAAAAAAAUUUGAUUGCAUUUUUCAAAAAGUACCAUAUACCUUACAUAUCCAGUAUUUUGAUUUUGACUUAUACGAUAAUGAGAAUAAAAAUUAAAAAUAUAAUUCCGAAGUAUAAAGAACCAAAAAAAUCAUACGUUUUCAAAAUUAGUAUCCUUCAAACGCAAUUCCAACAGUUCUGUCUGACUAUUCGGUUCAAAGCGUCAUAUUUGUCUGUAAAAACGGCCAUACGUGGUAUUGUACAGUAAAUUAGUGGAAAAUUAUUGUUAUUAAAAUUUAAAAAAUACAUUGGAAAAUCGUCAUCGACGGCGUACCUAUAAAACACUGUCGUACACGGAUACAAAUGUUCAGAGGGCUGGAGUGACAGAUUAAAGUCAUUGUUCGGCAUAAUACUUCAUUUAAAUAGCAUAUUGUCGUGUAACAAUAAAAGUUCACAAUUUAUUAUAUUAUAUACAGAAGUGCCUCGGAAUGAUUUACCAUUUUAAUGUAUAGUGAUGGGAGUUAGCAUUGCUCCUGUAUAUUAUCACUUUUUAGAAUGGUUUAUCUCCGUGGAUCGCUCUGUAUAAAUACAAUAAUAAGUUGUAAUUUAAUUUAUACGGAGCGUUGACGUGUUUAUACAAUGAAUUAGUUUUUUUUCCUUUGCGUUUCGCUGAACGCCGUCAAAACCCCGCAGUUGUUCUCUCGAACAACACGAUUUCUUUUCUUUUUUUUUAUUUUAAAAACGUAUUCGCAAUUUCGUUUUAUUUAAAUUUAUACAAGGGUUUUUUUUCGUAAUAUUAUUAAUUUUUUUUUCAUUAUUAUUAUUAUCAGUUACACAAACCCAAAAUAUAUUGUUCGUACAGUCGACGAUCGCCAUGAGCGCACUGCAACCGCUGUUAUAUUAUAUUAUUUCGAUCGUAUUUAUCGUAAAACUUUACAUUUUAUUUACCGCGAAAGUUAACCGUUAGCGACUGCUGGGAAAUAUGGUAUAUACAAUAAUAACAAUAAUAAUAGUAUUCUUAUUCUAUUGUUAUUUCGCUGUCGGAUUGUUGUUGGUUUCUGUUUUCGAACACGUUUGAAACUUUUUGCUUCGGCGGUUUACACUUUUAAACGGAUUUCGUAUAUUAUAUACGUUCGGUUAAUCUAAUUAUAUAUUACAGUCGUUCAAAUGAAAACUUAUGGGCUUUGUUAUUGUUUCGUCUCUCGUAUAUAUUGUUUAGUGUGCAGAGCAUACAAAUAUACGGCGACCGUUGGCCGUGUACGUUUUAAAUCAUAUUUAUCGCAUUUAAGUAGCAUUGAAUUUUAAGUCGAUUUUAAAAUUUAAAUGGAAUCACGCCGUCUUUGUCGCGAAACAUAAUAAGAGUAUAGAUGUUCCAAUGUACAUAAUUGCCGUGGUCGCGUGGAACUUUAUUGUAAAAUUAAUGAAAAAAAAAAAAAAAAAAAAAAAAAACCGUUUUCGUAAAACGAUUAAGCGUUCAUCAAGCACAGGGUUAUUGGAUCUUUUGUUGAACCGAUUUCAGUUCCGUUAAAUUUGCAAAGCUGUUUAACCGCGGGGUAUUCUGCGAACAGUCUCGUUUAUUUAUAAUUUUGCUAUCACGUAGAAUAGCAAUUCAAUUUUCUCGUAACAGGGGCGUUAAUCCGCUCGGUGACGUAUCAAACCUAUUAAAUGUUAGUUACGUCGUGUUUAUCAGACGAAGAUAACACUAUGACGAUUUUUCAAAAUGUCGAUUAAUCAUCAUCAACGCCAAGGCGGUUUAGAGAUUGAUCAAAUUAUCUCGAGGACUUACGACGGUUCGGAUUUUACCGCGAUAUUUAAAACAAACUUUAAUCGAACCCGAAACACAACCAGUAACGACUUGGAAUUUCGUUGUUUCGUUAAUAUAUACUUGUAUUACGACGUUGUAAUAUUUGAUACGGAUACGAGUGUUACGAUAUUCACGGGUAAUAACAGUACUACGUCAUCCUAUUCGGACGAUAAUAAUGGAACACGCGUCCGUGAAACGCGUUCCGUAGUUUUACAGAACCGAUAGAUUCAGUCAAACCGACUGUUUAUAAAAAUCGCCGUUUACACGCGACCCGGCUAUAAUAAUUACUAUCGUAUUCAUUCGGUACACCGAUAAACAGUACGCUACGUUUCUCUUGGGCACAGCAAGUAUGCACGCGUCGAUUACACGUUUAUCGUAUUUCGACGAGACGACGAUGCGCGCGUUCUCAUCGGAUUUCUAAAUACGCUCGUACGGUCUCGAAUAUAAUAUUAUUGUUACGAUUUUCCACAUUUACACACGCGUACGGAACACGCGCCAUUAAUCGGCGUUCGUUUUUUUUUUUUUCAUUCGUCUCGUUAUAAAUAUAUUAUUAUCGACCGUGUGUGUAUACAUAUAACACCAUAUAAUCUAAUACGUAUAUACGUUAUAUUGUAAUAAUAUGUACGUAUAUAUUAUCACGGUCAUCUGCAUGUGCAUCGGCAAUAACGGGGUUCGAAUGAGUUGUCGCGGUAUCAUACACGCCGAUUUGAUUCGAUGUGUUUUCUCACAGACUGCUGCUGCCGCUGGAAACCGUCCAAAUUGUCGAAAUCCUUCCGUACAGUAUUAUAUAGUAAACACAGUGGUUUUUUUUCCUCCUGGGCGGCGGACGGCAGCCAAUUUCGUUGGCGCUAAAUUCUUUUCAUCGUCUCCUCGACUAAAAAAAAAAAAAUUAAAAAAAAAAAAAAAAAAAAAAAAAUUAAAAAAAAAAAAACAAAAAAAAAACCGUAUAUGUGUAUAUUAUAAUGCGCGUAUAUAGGCAACGCACGCCGCUUAAAUAUACGCUGCCUCGAAGCCAACAAACGAGAAACACGUGUGUUUCCGUAUACAGUUUUACGGAAUGUCUGCUCUGCCCGGAAAGUGCCGUAUAUAAUAUAAUAUGGUAUAUGGUAGCGUUCUGUCAAACGCGUUUCGACUUUCGAGCGACCGAUUUUAGAAAAAAAAACAAAAAACAAAAAAAAAAUGCGUAUUUAUAGUAGGAGAAUAUUAUUAUGUGCAUAUUAUACUGCACGAAACGCGUGCGCAAUCACGUCCAAAGUUUUUCUCUCGACGUGUGUACACACGUGUACGCGGUGACGGGCCAACUAUAUAAACGUACCUAUAGUUAGAAAAAAAAAAUACAAAUUUACCUAGACACGUCACUGUAUACGAGUUUUUCGUCAUUAAGUAUAAUAAUAAUAAAUAGGUACAGUGUCUAUUUUUCCGACAUAUUUUUAUUGUAUUAUUUAGUGCACUGUAAAAAAAAAAAAUAAUAAUUAUCGUCAAAUUCGUGUCUACACUAAACCGUGUUGCAGUUUUAGGUAUACUUAUUGUAUACAUCGGUAGCGUUUAUUUUAGGGGGGGGGCACUCAUAAUUUGUGUUAUUAUAAUUACUGGCUUCGAGAAUAAUAAAAUACAUACAAAAUAUAAUAAUCUUAGUAACUAAAAUUUGAGAAGAUAAAAUAUACAGAGUAAUUUAGUUUAUUAUAGGUACCUUUAUCUGUAAGCAACGGUAUAUCAUUGUCAACGAAAAACGAUUCCGAACGAAGCUAGAUUAAUUAUGUUUUGAUGAACUUAAAUUGAAAAUUGUAUUUAUUUGUGAUCACAAAAUAAAUUACGAUUUCCUGUAUUUUUAUUAUUAUAAAAACUCAUAUUUAUAAAUCCCAAAUAAUUUUUGUUCAUUUUAAUUGGAAAAUAGUUCGCGAAAUCCCGUGAUUUCUAUGAUAUUUCUACUAGAAAUCACUUUUAAAGUUGAUGUUCAGAGUAAUAAAAUAAUUAAUAAAAAAAAUAAUUACACUAUUGUAAAACGAAUAUAUUCCUUCGUUUUAUUCGGAAUUUGAAGACUUCAGGAGAAGACUGCUUACCUCUAUUGUUACCCUUGGCUAUGACUACUACUUAAGAAUAUAUUAUUAUACAGCUGUACGGGAUUUUUAUUAAAUGAUCUUCUUUUUAACAACUUAACAGCCCGUUAAAGACCUGCUCUGCCACUAGUAAGCCUUUUAGUCAUUCUCUUUUUCAGUCUUUUAUUGCACUUUCAUCUGUUAGUCUCAUAUUUUUUUAUAUAGUAUUCAUAUCAAUUUGGUUCUUGGUCUACCGACUGAUUGUUUCUUGUUUAUUUUUCUUGUAAGAAAAUUUGUUAAUACAUCCCCGUCCGCUAUUCAUACAUAUCCCAACCACAUUACAAUCGUUCAGUUUCUUUUGUCCUGGACCAAGUCUCACAUGCAUGGCUACUGUUGGUCUAAGUUAGCUUAUAUAUAAAACAAUUUCUGAUUUGCUUAAUAAUAGUUUUUAUCUGAAUAUUUUUUUUUUUACCGAAUAACAUAUAUUUUUGUUUGAUAUGUUUUUAUUUAUUUCUUUAUGCGUAAUAUUAUUACUGCUGUUUGUAUUAAUAGCCACAUAUUUAAAAUCGUCCACUUUUUUUAAAACUCAUACUUUGCAGACGCUGACUCCGACCACUACAUAGUAAUCUCAAAACUUAAAUAAGGUUAUCUGAAAGAUGAAAGUACGUGAAAAGGAUCGAUACCGAAAAAUAUCGUAUUAAACUAUGUAAACGUAUUCUUAUAUCGUAUAUAUUGAAAAUAUCUAUGGGUACGUUCUUAAAAUGUAUUAUCGUACAUAGAGCUUUUGAAAGCUAUACGCUUUAAAAUAAGUAUUCUUAUAAAAGUAGGUAGUUGUACUUAAAAGUUAUAAGUCUGGUUAUAAGUAUGUAUCAGAAAAGUUAAGGUGUUUACAUGCUGUAUUAUCCUUAUUCCAGUGAGUUGAAUAAUAUCUUUUAUGAUAUUGAUAAUGUGCACGUAAAAAUACGGUCCAAAGUGUUAUAAUAUUGUAGGACUGACCGUUUUGAUUGUUAAUAAUUUUGUUUCUAUACUUGUGCUACAGCAUACGGUAACGUACGUUUUAAAAUAUAAUUUUAGUCGUACUAAAUGCUAAACAACAGUAUAUAGAAUUUUUUCGGAGGAAUCGAUGGCGGAAAAAAACACAAAUGCCAUUGAUUGUUGUAUACAACAACUUUCUAUAGACGCACGUGUAAAGUUUUAUCACAGGAGGGUAGGAGGAGGUUCCCUCUAAGCCAAAUACCCCGCAGUGAUGUGUAUAAUAUUUGACUGUAUACGUUUAUUUAUUUUCGUCCGAUGAGCUUCCGAUAUAUAAUGUGAAAGUAAAACUGAAGGUAAUAUUUGUUCGCGAAGACAAAAAAAAAAAAAAUAAACCCCUCCUCUUCCCUCAUCAAAAUUGACGGUUCCCCGCCGGAAUUAGAAUGCGCCUGCAGCGGUAUAGGACUUUUGCCACCCACCGAAAUACAAUUAUAAGUUGGCGACGACGGUAAAUUGCAGCCUGCAGAGAGACAAAACGCGCGUAGGUAUCAAUUUUUAUAAACAUUAAACUACGCCAACUCGGUUAUACAAAUCAGUUGUGAUUGUUAACGAGACCGUUUAAAAAAAAAAAAAUCGACUUAUAAAUUAAACUUCUAAAAUAAAAUAAAUUUCGUAUAAAUCUAGUACGAAUGCAAUAUAAUAAUAUCGCAGUAAAACAGUCUACUAACUACCCGUGGUAAAUAAAUUAGAUACUGUGUUUAUGAAAAUAUAUAAGUACACAUUUUCAAAUUAAACGACAAAACGUACCGGAUACUAAUUUAAAAACUGUAAUCUAUUAUAUUUAUUUUGUUCACUUUAUCCUGUAUCACGAACAUAUUAUAGUUCUAUGAUAAUUCAUGUCUUUACACAGUUUUUGUUCGUAAAGUAUUUUUCGUAUUUUUAUAUUUUGGACAGGAAUACGAUUUGGAAAUCCUGAUACAAUUUUUAUAACGAUGGUAAAUAUGACGUUUAUAUGCGAUAUAAAUCGUCCAAUUGGCCGACAACUAUUUAAGUACAAGCUUUUGUCUUAUAACAUUUUUAUUCGAAAUUUUAUCUAAAACGACCAAUGGAGCCGGGACUAUGUAGAUUGUGAUUAUACAAACUAUUGAUGCAGAUGCAUUGAUUAUAUGUACCACACUGUACAUGGAUUUCGCAGUGUUUGGACGUUAUACCUUUUUUUAAUGCGCAAUUCACGUAGAGGAAUGCUCAUAAAAUUGUUAAUAUUUAUAGAUAGUUGAAAAUAUACAAUGUUGGUCUUGAUUUUAGAAUAAUAAUAUCUACAUAAAUUAAUUUAAUGCAUUUUUAUAAUUUUUAUAGUAAUUGAAAUCCGCGGCGUAGAAGUUACUUUUUCAACACUUAUUGGUAUGUUCUACAAACCAGUUUGAAAUUAUUUUGUAAUAACUAUUGAUAUUGGCGCAAGCAAGACGUUAUUCGUAAAUAAUUCGCUAAAAUUAAAAUAUUAAUGUGCAGCGGAGUUUAAAAAACUAAAUUAAGAACAGCUAUAUUAUUGGUACCUGUAUAUGUGUAUAAAUUUAGGACAAUUUGUCUCAUGAAAUCGACCAGGAUACUAAAACUUUGUUAUAUUUUGUCUCUUGUUGUGUUUUUAUGUUUACAUAAACAUGUUUACGUAAACCCCGCGGUACAUUUAAAAAAAAAAAAAACCAAAAAUGGAAUUGAAAAUUACUCGUAAGCAAAUUAUUGGUGGAGAUUCGAUCGUGAUAUUUUUUAUGCCGUCGUGCCAACUUGCUACUCCCGUUCAUACGUAUAAAAUAUAGGGAGUGAGUUUGUAUUGUAUAAUGACUCACGUAGUCGUCCAUUCGUUAACUGUUAUUAAAUGCCGGUGAGGUGAAAUUAAAGUAAAGUAUUAAAACCUUAUUUUUUUCUAUUAUAAUAUAAUAUUAUCAUUUGACGAUUAAGAUUAACGGUAUUGAAAUCUGAUACCGGUAUUGUGGUAUUAGACUCGGCAUUGGUAUGAGACGGUGCACCGCAAUGCCAAUGUAUACCGGAAAACUAAUAGCGUCACAUACCGGAGAACCGGAAUACUGCACUUUUCGGUUUUUCACUGUUAAAUGUUAUGAGUAUUGAUUGGUAAACAAUAAUAUAAAAAUAAAACACUGUAUUAUUAAAGGGGUGACACAAACAUUUUUUCUAUGUUAAAUAAAUUAGUGACCUCGAGUCUCUGAAACUACUGAAAUUUGAUAAACGUGCUCUGAAAUAACACGGAAUGUUGGCUACUUGUUUUAAUAAUCUCAAUAUACCGUCAAAAUGCGGCAGAAUACGACGUGUUUCGUAACUAAAUUAAACAAGCGCAUAAUAUGAUAUCAGGUUGUUUAACGGAUCGUUUCUUUAGGAUCAUACUUUUGAUCACAAGUAAACAAAAAUCGAUCAGCAGAUUCUAUAUUACUGGUUGAUAUUGUUUUUUUUAUUAUUGCAUGAAGGCAUAAUUGUAUAAGCAGCAACACUGAUAUCGGUGUAAAUCAUUGUACAACUUUUUAUUCCGUGGAAGUAAUAGUUUCAAUACAAUAUUAGUCAGUCAUCUGAUAUUAUAUAUGGUGAACCCUUCAAGUGGUAUUUAAACACUAAGUCACUAACUGGUAUACGUCGGUAUUUUGGUAUUACGGUUUAUGGUAUACCGCAGUAUCACUGGUAUGUAUCGCAUAAGAGCGGUUCCUAAUGUGGACCUCUUGAAAGUUCUCUAAGUGGUCCGUAGUGUUUGGGAAUUACUACGGUAUAUUAUAUACUGUUUGAGCAGUAAUUGAGUCAUAACCGGUGUACCGGUUAACUGUUGUGCUAAUAUACUAAAACAUAUACCGGAAAAACCGUCAGCUCUAUACUAACGAUAGCAUUUUCGUUUCGUUGUUCCAGGGAAGAGGUACGAGACCAUACUGUUCGAUGGGGCGCCAAGUUCGAGUUCGUGUGCAAGAUGAGCGCGAACGCAUCCACCGGUAUAUUAGACCCGUGUAACCUCAGGAUAUCCGUUCGCAAAGUAUGUGCAAAUAUAUUAAUAUUCUGUACGGCGUUUCGUGUAUAUUUUUAAUCGUCACCGUCGUCGGUGAAAACGCCGAAUUUAUUCUAUAUAUUGUAUUGUUUGCCGUGAUGUGCACUUAUAUGUACAUAGGAGUUAAAAGGUGGCCGGAGCUUUCAGAAACUCGGUUUUACCGACGUCAAUCUGGCCGAACUGGCCGGUGCCGGACUGAGUUCAAGGCGAUGUCUCCUGGAAGGAUACGACACCCGACAUCACAGGCAAGACAACUCCAUGCUCCGAAUAUCCGUUUCCAUGAACAUGUUGGCUGGAGACAUACUAUUUAAAGCGUAAGUGUUGCUGAUGCAGAAAGAUAUAUUUACCAUUCCUACUCAAAUUUCCCUUGUUAUAAUUUUAUAUAUAUUUAUUAAUUGUGUAUAUUUAUUCAACAACUUUUAAUAAUGUAACAGUGCUCGUGCAAUAAUGAUCCAAUAAUUCCUGGGCGACGUGUUUAUACCUAUAUACACAAUAAUUGCGUACUCACAAUUGUCGUUCAAUGGGGGAGGCGGGGCCUAAAUAUAACUAGUUGAAGGUAUAAAUUUAUUAGAAUUACUUUCAGGUAGAAUAUUCUCUAAUAAAUUCUAAUAUACUUGGUACCUUAAUCCUUCAAAAAUACAUCUAUUAUACAAAUAUUACAGUAUAAAAUGCCAUUAUAUGGUAUAAAGUAGAUUACUAAGUAAAUGAUUACGAUACGAUGGUUUUGUAUUGAAUACUGCCAUCAAAUAUUAAUAAAAAAGACAACAUUAAAAAAAAAAAAAAAAAAUCGUAAACAUAAACGGAGUUAUUAAAAAAUAAAGGUUAAAGAAGGAUAUAUCAUUAUUAUUUUAUUCCCCAUGAGUACGUCUCUAAUACAUAAUGUUUGAAAUGCAUUAUUAAACUGCAAGCCAAUAACACAAUAAAUUACAACUAAAAUUACUGUAAAUAAAUUACAACUCGGAAUCCGCAUUGUAUAUACUCUCCCGGUCGGGCUAUUUUAAAUAUUAAAAAUAACGAUUUCUAUAUAAUAUUGAUUUUAGAAACCGACAAAACCGUACAUUAUAUGGUAAUGCAAUUCAUUAAAAUAAAAUUGGGGCGAAUGUACUCUCGCGACACAGUUGGUAACGUUCGAAUGGGAUAUAUUAUAAUCGUUUUGUCUGCUGCUACUGAUUGUUAUUGUUAAUGUUAUGGAUGUCGUUUUACACGUACAAAAAUAUACGAUGUAUUUUUUUUUUAUGAUUUUUACAGGCCAUCGUCGGCGUUAAAUCAAAAACCCAUCGCCAACGGUGAUAUUCCUCAAGGCGAGGACGCCGAAUACCCCGGUAGCGGAUUCGGCAGUCUGCCCAACACACGGUUGUUAUUUCCGUCAGGUGAGCUCAUAUUUUGACUCGAUCGACAAAUCCGAUAACUGACGUUUACGUUUAUAUUUAUGUUGGUAUGACAAAUUGAAGAAAAUUUCCUAUCUCGUCUACUCACUGGUUUUUUUUUUAACCCGGGGAUCACGAAACACUGAUAACGAGUAGGUUAGGUUACGUAUACGCGUGAACCAAGAGAUUAAUCAAUUUGUUUGUACUAGAUAUGUAUUAGUUUCACAAAUUUAUUGGCCAUUAAUUAUGACGUACAAUUUUGAGCGAAGUUCGGUUAAACAUGUUUUAAACAUUUUACUUUUUUUUUACCACCAAGUAUAACUUUCUGUUUAAUUUUCAAAAUAUCAAAUACCUAUACUGUAUAGCUUAAAACCUCAAUAAUAUUUUCAAAAUUUCACAAUGUCUAGACAAGAUUAAUUUAAGUUUUUUGUGCAAAUUUCGAGUUUAUUUGAUUAUUCUUAGCCGAAUUUAAAAAAAAAAAAAAAAAAAUCGAAAACAACGAAAAAUUGCCGUAUAUUUUUACUUACGUUUUUCUCUCCACGGUUUCCUGAUUAUUCGGAAAAAUACAAAAAGAAUAAUAUAAGAAUAAGAAAAUUAAAAAAAUGAUUUUUCCAAUGUACCAACUAGAUACAAUUUGCUUUCAGAAAAAAUGGUAUACUGUUGAGCGAUAUUUCUGGUAGAAAAGUUAUUCACUCAAAAUAAUAAACAAUUCAAAACACACAUCAUGUGCGCUCAGAAUCUUAAAACUUUUAAACAUUCGUGAUGUAAUAAAUUAAGAGAUAAGUUUUUUAUGCGUGCACGAAUGUCCGACUGAAAUACACCGCGUCAUCGCAUUAAUACGCGGGUGUCUAAUUAAUAACAAUAUUAAUGGCUUUAAAGGUUUUUAAGUGUAUAUACAGGGUGUCUUCCGUAUGUUACGGUUUUGAGAAUAGCAUUAUAUAGAGUAUCCGUAAAAGUAUCCUAUUCAUAAUGUCGCAAAAUCGUAACAUACAAUUUCGAAUACCCUGUAUGUAUUUAUAUAAGGUUUAGUAAAUAUUUUGACGACUAGUCAUGUUCUUAUAUUACUAUAAAUCGAUAAGACUGUGGUGUUGUCAGAGUGGACUAUUUGUAUCGCCUCAGCUGUCCGUACGUAUAUUUACGAUCGUUUUUGGCCAUUUUGUCCCGCUGUUUUUCAAACUAUUUCUCUCGUCCCCUAUUCGAUCGUUUGCCGCGAUUUUUCGUCUAACGAUCCUCGUCUCGGCGACGCCGGCAUGCAAUAGUAGAGCAGAUUUAGAUUUCAUAUUUUUUCUCGCGUUUUUAUGUAUAUACAUAAUAUACUUAUAUUAAACGCGUAUGAUGUUAUUGUGCCGUUAAACGCGACUCGCCGACCUACAUUCGGAAUGUGCCCUCCGGUCGUUUUAUUCGUUAAUAUAUUGAGUCGUCUUCAUCGCGCUAGUUUCAUAGUGACGUCCGCCGGAGUACUCUAUAGUUUACCCGAAGUUUUUAUUUCUCUUGAAUGACAACCCGGCGAAAACGGGGACGGUCGCAAUAUUGUUUAAUGACGUGAUAAAAAAAAAAAAAAAAAAUCGUCUGUGUUAUAACCGACAAGGUACGUUGAAAUCAUACUCGGUGUACCUUUUGGCGUUGCGUAAUCAUCUGUUUAAAAUGAACAGACUUUUGUUUUUCGUCGCGAAAAAGAAAACCGUCGGUUUUUCACGAGUCCGAACAGAUAGGAAAUACCAGUACGAAAACGUUAAAAAAAAACCGUAAUAAUUAUUAUUACGAAAUUGUUUUCUGACCGAAACGGCGAGUCGUACUUACAAUAACGUUAUUAUUAAUUUAAUGAAAAAUGUACGCAUCGUCCAUAAAAGUUUCUAGAAACUACCGCCGGAGCUGAUACUGCGAUUCCUUCCCCACCCCAAACACGUUAUUUUAAAUCGGGACUGUUUAGUCCCGGUCGACCCCCGUCAAACCCCCGUGUGACCGUGUGAUCAUCUGAUCUAGAAACCUCUAGUUUCUUGUGAAAAAAAGAGUCCGUGUAGACGCGAAUGAAAAAUGUGUACUCGCGUAUACUUAAUACACGUGGAUUUACUAUCCGUGUUAUUGCAUUAUUCACUUGAAUACCUACGUGUUGAAAAUUCGCGAAUAUACGUGUACACGUCAAUAAUAUUGCAUACGUAUAAACUAAUUUUUUUAGUACGCUGUUUUAUAGAUUGGAAUACGUGAAAGCGAAUACAUGCGAAGUAGGGAUCUCUAAUCUGGUCGUGAUUUUUCUUUUAACACGUCUUGCACUAAUAAUUCGUUUUUCUUUAAUAGAGUUUACGAAACGUUUUUAUUUUGUUCUUAACUUGUUCUCUGUAAUGCAUUUCUCUAAUACCGCCUGUCUCGGGUCCCCGGCAUUUAUAUAUUAUCCGUUUCUCAUUUAUUCAUUUGAGAGCGCGUAACAACCAGAAAUUAAAAAAUCUAGAACGGGCAAACCAGGAUAGUAAAUAUCUGGAAUUCCAAAAUUAGUAAUUUUUAAAAUAAUCAGAACUGGAUAAAAAUAAGAGAAUAUUGAUCGAUAUGUAUAGGUAUGUUUUAUUGUGGCCCGGUCCAGAUUUUCGCGGAUUUCAGAUUUUGGAAUUUCAGAUUUUUAAAUUCCACGUUUUUAUGGACGCCCAGUCCCGCGUCCAUACAUAUGUCCAUAAACGUUUUAAUUAUUCUCAUUUUGGUAUUCAUGUCCGUUUGGUAUUAUCGUUGUUGUACAAUCGUCAGAUACCGCUGGGUUUGCAGACAUUCCAUCCAUGGCCGGAGGUUUAGAAAAACACGACGCCGAACCCAAUCAAAAUCACCCGGAACAUCAUCAGUUGCUGAUGUUGCAGCAGGAGGAUGACGCGCUACAGAUCGGUCACUACGACCGCGACGGCGUCGCGCCCGCCGCCGCAGCCGCAGCAGCCGUCGCCGCGGUCGCCACCAAUCACGUGACCAACUCGAGCGGACAUUCCCGGAACUCGUCGAACACCAGCAAGGGUUCCAGUUCUCACAAUUCGCAUUCGAGGCAUAGCAGUUCCGGUGACAGCGGACACGUCCGGUAAUAAUAAUAUAAUGUCAUCGGUUUUUUUUUUUUUUUUUUUUUUACAGCGUAAACCAAAAAAAUUAAUUAAUUAACCCGCAUCCGUAGGUCGGAAAUACGAUUCAACAAUAAUUACCACAGAGUAUUGUGUUUUUAUUUCCAUCAGCGAAUCGAUAUUAACAGACGAGAUAAAAAAAAAAAACUGAUAAAUACUACUGGGCGAUCGACGGGCGCACUUAUACUUAGUAUACAAUUUCAGAUACAUACGUGAGAUACGGAGUUUUUAAAUUCCGUGACUGAGAUAAAUUGGUUGAAGUAGGAUAAUUAUAAAUUAGGGAAAUUGUAAACAAAAAUGCAUGUAAAAUAACGAUAUCAUUUUUUUUUUACAUCUUAUCACAACCGCAUGGAGAUAUACAAAUAUUUUGAUAUAAUUGUACAUUGGUUUUAAAAACGAAAGUAGGGCCAUUGUAAAUAUGAGUAUAAUUUACACUUGAGACUCAUAAAAUAAAUUAUAAAAAGACUCAUUGCGUUCAAUUACCCUCCAAUAAGUUAAAAUCAUUUUUAAUUAUGAGGUGAUUGUAAAUAUUGAAUUUAAAAUUACAUUUUCUUCAUUUAAUGAAAUCUUUUUUUUUAAAGAACCAUUGAUUUUGAGCACAAAAACAAAGAACAAAAAUAUAAUACGAAUAAUGGGCAAAAUUUUUCUUGUUAAUAGGAAACUGUCCUUCUAAAUAAACAAUAAAUAAAUAAAUAUUAAAUUUUCUUUGUAAAUAUUGCAUUAUCUAUUUAUAAUUACCUCAUUUCACCCUACAUCCGUACUGUUAGCCGCGAUAUCUGCAAGUCGUGUCGAUACUUUUUCCUCUUCUUCAUCGCUUUUGUUUCUAUAUCCGAGCCGAGCCUGUCGCUCUCAAAUUCGUUAUCCCCCGAGUCUCAUCCGUGUAUCCGUCAUCGCCAUUUAUUUCACAUAAACUCUACAGAUGACCUUCCUCUACACCGACUUUCGCCUAUACACUCGGCUCAUUUACUAUCUCUAUAUAUGGACUAUCUUGUCGUCAGUACUGAGACUGAAAAAGAAUCAAAGAGGGGAGUCAUUCAUAAUUUUCAUUAUUAUGUACUGUUUUAAGAGGAUAAUACACACAAAAUAUCGUGAGUUUAUGAUUUUUCAACCAUCUCUUGGAACACCGAGUGAUAUUUCUGGUAGAAAAGUUAUUUGCAGACAGGAAAAAAAAAUUACACAUCAUCAUAUUAAAAUCAAUACGUUCUUCUUUUCGCUCAUCUUAAAAAAUUCCGGGUGUGGGGGGAGGAGUGGCUACGUCUGCGAUAGGUACUGACCCAUACGCUCUACUCACUUAUUAUCUCUGUGACUGUCCCAUCGGAUUUAUCCUUUUCUCGACACCAUUCUCAGUUCUCGAUGUAUAAUAUAAUAUUAUCUAUACCUACCAUUUUUUGUUUUGUUUACACUGACUGCAGUGAGAGCUCUGUUUUCACAAUAUUUCCCCACUGCUUCCACAUUAUUAUCUAUACCUCGUUUCUGCUGCUGCGGUCGUAUACCUAUCUCUAAAAUAUUAUACUGUAUUGUAUGGUUGUAUAUAUGUAUACAAUACGAUAAAGUUUAUGGUCGUAGUAUUAUGUCGGUAGCGUCACGAACAGUCCACUUGUCUUCGGAACUUGCCCCUCCCUCUCUAAGACGCCUCCAGACCGGACACGGUCGGUCGUAAAAUAUGUUUUUUUUUUGGUUCGCCCGCCGGUCGCCUUGGGUCACGCGAAAAUGUCCGUUCUGUUCGCGCGCCGUCGCUACCCCGAUUAUAUUCUGUACACAUUGUAAAUAUAUAAUUUGUAUUAGUGUAUAUAUACAACAAUUUAUAUUAUAUUCUCACCGCAGUCGAAUGUACGAGAAAUUAAUAACGAAAAGAUUAUUACGGUAAGUGAUAGUAACGAUAAAAAGACCCGAUUUUACGUUUAUUAAUAUUAUUAUAUUUUUUAAUAAUUAUACGUUGCUCAUCUAUGUGCCCUAUAGAGGACGACCAAUCCUUUAUAAGACACUCGUCAUCUCGGAAAGUGUUUACUUUUUUCAGAUUUUUUUUUCUCUAGACGACUUAUGAAAAGAGUAAUUUUAAAAUGUUUAACCGUUAUUUUUGAACGUCAUUAUUAAUCCACUAUCUACUUUUGAUGUUUAAACGGCAAUCUUAAUUAAAAAUGCUACAAAUAGAGACGGAGUACUAUGGUUUGAAUAUGUUACGGUGUUAAACGUUUUUUUGAUAUCCGUCGACCCGUUGACGAGAUAUUCCACUUGUAUGUUUGGGUAGACGGAGAGCGGUGGACCGUCAUUCGAAUGGCGGCGUUAGUGCUCUGCCGCGCUCCCCCGCCAAAACUUAAAAGAGAAUAUCUCGUCAAACGGAAAUCAAAAACAUCAAAACUAAAAACGUAUUUAAUACACGCAUCUAUUUGUGGAAUUUUUAAUAUAGUUCGACAUUUGAAAAUCAAAAGCGGUAUGCGGCUUCGUUUUCGAAAAUAAGGCCGAUGUAAGGAAUUCGACGUGCUAUAGCUAAUUGUUACUUAAAGAAAAUUCGAUUUGAAAAAAGUCAAUAUUUCGCGAAAUAACGAGCGUUUUACGUCAAACGAAUCACCUUGUAUGAACACAUCGUCGUGACGGUACAAUAUUUUACUACAGUUAAUUAAUGUCCGUAAGGAAUAUAAUAACCGUUUAAUUUUUAGACAAAUUCAUAAUAUGUACGUGCCUGUUAUCUGACGACGUUCGCGAACUAAUUUUUCUUUGUUUUUUUACAGCUUUAUUGUACAUAUUUAUAUAUUUAUAUAUAUAUAAAUAUAAUGUAAAAUUUUUGUACAAUAAUCAUAUUGUUAUGUAUUGCGUAUUGUUAAUAAUAUUAACGCACACGAUGUGCGUAUGCCGUCGCCGUAGCCAUGUCAAAAGUGAUCAAGUAAUUUAAAAAAAAAAAAAUGUAAUAUUAAUUAUAAGCGAGCGUUAUAUGCGUGUUAAGUGGUUCCUAUAAACAGCUGUUUGUGAUAUCAUUCUAUGAAAUAAUAGGCAUUUUGACAUGAUAAUGAUUUUUGCACACGGUCGCUUUUGGCGUGGCGACACAAAUUAUGUCAGUGGCGUAGCCAAGCCGACAAAUAAAUUGGAGGGGGGAGCGUACAUUUUUUAAUUCUCCCAUUCACUUGAACAAAAAAAAAAAAAGUUAAUUUUCCGACAACACGGUAAAAGUUGGUUACGCCAUUGAACUAUAAUAAAAUGUAUUUAUGUGUGACGCGAUUCGACAUUUGUGUUCGGGUCCGGAUUGAAUCGGCGGAAAUCGCCGGGAAACCUAAUUUUACGAAAAUUUCGAUUCGAACGGGAAUUGUUGAAAACCGUAGGUACUCGAUAAAAAAUAAAAAAAUGUCCGUUAAAUUAUUUGUAUAAAAUAAAACAGCGCGGUCGAACUCGUGGCCGCCGAAAUCCACCUCCGGAGAUGAGGAAGUUAAUUUAUUUAUUUACUCGCUAGAAACGAUCCUUUUUUUUUUUAGCGUUAUUUUUAUUGAUUUCCAAGAACAAAGUCCCAGAGUCGUGGUUAUUUUAUACCCGCGGCCCGCGAUAACCGUAUGAAAAAAAGGUUAGGACCGUACUAUGAGAAAGGUUUUUUAAAAAAAAAAAAAAAAAAACAAACAAACUGCUUGAUUAUUUGCUUGACUCGGACGAGAAUUAAUAAUUGCAGAGUUUACGAUCCCGGCGGCUCGUCAUUUUGUCAAUCCGGUCCCGAAUUAAAUUUACUAAUAUUAUUUUUUGUUUAACGUGCGUCGUACUCGUCGUUGUGAUUAUACGCGUACACGCGAAUCAUGUACGUGUAUUUACAUAAAUAAUAUAUGCAAUGUAUGUAUGAAUGUAUGCAUACAAUUAUGCAUGUGUGUGCGCAUGUAUUUAUGUGUAUACGCGUGUGCGUGUGACGAGACGCAAUACUAGUGUGUGUGCGUGUGUGUGUGAUCAGGUCGCCGUCGUGGCCCGUGUGGUCUCCCAGCCUGUCGCCGCCACCGGCUACCCCGUCGCCGUCGCCGCCGCCUCCCGCCACGCCCUCGUGGAGCAGCCCGCGAUCCAGGUUCUGGUCGCUCCGGCAAUCCAAAAACCCGCAGCAACAGUCGCCACAAGUGUGCACGCACCACCCGGACGCGCAGACGUUCAAGACGCCGGAGAACAAGCACGGCGGCGGAUUCCGGUUCCCGCCGUGGUCCGGACCGUCGCCGCGGACCAACUCGUCGCCCGGCCUGUUGCCCCCGACCCCCGACUCCGUUAGGUAACUGACCACCGCGCGCCGCCUCCACGACCCUCGCUAUACGUAUCGCAGCCGCCUCGUUCUUGUCCGUCUGUCUAUCCGAUAACAAUACUCCACACGCUUCAGCUGUGUUCACAACCGAUAAAACAUCUAUCUAACACCACGGUCGCCACUGACCUGACGGCUCUAAGCGGGCGUGCGUUUAAAAUACACGGGUAGAAAAGUAUGAAAAUAACGGCGAAUAAACGUCGGUGUACGUCCGUCUUUUACGUGACCGUAUACGGUGUGCGCCACUGAAAACUAAAAACUAAAAAACGGCGUGUGUAGAACGGGAUUUUGUGUACUAUUGCACUCGGUGUAAAAAUGUUUUUUUUUUUUUUUUUGUACCACAAAAUAUAAUAACGAAACAUUUUGUAAUUGUUUUUUUUUUGGCGCGUGCGUGUGCCUUGUUGUGUGUUCAGGGUCGGUAGUAUGCACCACCGGAAACUGCAGUUGUUGGACGGCUCGGCCGGCGGUUGCGGCGCCGCUGGUUUGCCGGGCCUGCACAACACGAAUUCGCUCCAGAGGUUACCGGAACUGGACAAGUCGCUCAGCAAUUCCGACACGCUGGUGUCGUCGCCGUUCAGGCGUCCCAGCCAAAUGUUAGUCGAUCGUUUUUGACGGGCCCGCGCGCGUACAGGAGGCGUGCUCGAGAUCUCUCUACCUCUCCUCCACAUCCCUCUAGCGUCGCGUACAAUUUAGACGGCGGUUCGCGUUCCUUGAGCCGUCCGCCGCCGUUCUUUGUUUACGGGCCGUGGUGACGGUCAAAAUCGCGAGGGGGUCGUAAAAUAUCGCGGAAAACACACGAUAGCGCAGGUACACGUAACAAUAAUAUCCGAACAGCGGACAUAUUUCGACUGUGUAUAGCGGUAUAUAUUUAAAAAAAAAUACGACCGACCGAUUUUUUUUUGUUUUUCGUUUCAUUAUUAUAUCCGAAAACCCGUAUAAAUAUCAAUAAUAAUCGGCCGUCAGCGACACAAAUCGCGCGAUAAGUUUUAUCGACCGGAUAUUAUUUCCAAACAAGCCGGAUGUCGUGUAAUAUUAUUCAACAUUACCGACAAUCGAAUAAAAUAUUAUUUUCUCCCGGUUUGUAUUUAUUUGCUCGCCGCAUAAGCAUAUAUUCGUCGUAGUAUUGGAUUUUGGGCGGACAACGGAUUUUUUUUUUUUUUCUUGUCGAUAUUCCGGCGUUCUCUAUGUUUCCGAUUCGACUUCCGCCCGCGCGUUAUAGCCGGCGUGACCUGUACAUGUGUAUAACGCAAUAAACCAGUGGGGUCUUAAGCGCCUCCUAUGUACACGGGAUAGUGACUUUUAUAGCGUUAACGUUAAUUAUCGACGAAACCUUAUAACGGCUAGUAUUUUAAAUUUCAAAACGAUUUAGAGACUUCUGGUAUACGAUGGCAUUGUAUUUACGACGAAUUUCAGUCGUGAACUGAAAUUGAUAUUCGGGGCUGGAAUAACGGGACGGGGGUCUAGGAGAAGCUGUAAAUCGAAAGGGGUCACAAUGUUUCGUCUGGGGUUUUUUUUUUUUUUUUUUUUUAUUAAAAUAACGUAUCGUUGCCGACAGAAGUCCAGCCAAUCAACGCGGUAAUUUAUUAGUAUUAGAAACGGUAAUUUCGUAAAUUUUUCCCGUUUUUCCGACUUUUUUUCCCCGCUAUCGAGAAGACUUCGAUUCAUUGACUAGACAACAUUUUAUAAGUUCUCUUGUCGUUUUUUCGAUUAGAACAAGAUUUCUGGUAAACAAGUGGUUAGCAGAUACAAUAAGAUAUUAAAAAAACGCAUCAUAAUAUGAUGUCUAUUAUACUGAAGCCAAUUCGUUAUGCUCAGAAUCCAAACAAAUCCGUCGGGGUAAAAGUGCCUCGCCCAUCGUUUACAAUCCCCUUCAGACUAUUAUAUGACCGUAAUCCGGCCCUGUUGAAAUCUCGUGAAAGGAAAACUGCUGGCAAAAUGAUAUUUACGCACUGGAUUUCCGCGCUCGUGACUAAUAAAUCCACAAGUCAGUGACGGCAUUUCUAUAUAGUUGUUUAGCCGUUGUCUAUACUAUUAUAACAGUUUUCAAGGAGAAUCUGAAAUCUCGGAUAUCUGUGAAAAAUUAAUAAAAAAAUAAAAUUACUCUCAUCCCCGUUGAAAAUUCCCGAGCACGUCUCUAUUUGUGUGUGUGUGUGUGUGUGUGUGACGCGAUUGCACGAGACGCGUAAAUUAUGUGUGCAAUUAUUAAAAUAUUAUGCAUGCCGAAGUCGUUUUUUUUUAUUAUUAUUUUAUUCUUCUUCGGAUUUUUAUUAUUAUUAUUAUUAUUUUUUGUUUUGGCGUUGUCAAUUAUUAUAGUAUUCGCUAACGUCUGCGUUUUUUUCACUCCGAUAUUGUAAUGUCGGAUGUUUGUAAUGUAUGUAUUAUUUAAAAUACAAAUCUUAAUGCUUCAACGCGUAUACGAGUAGUAAUUUUGAUUUGAUCAAUCGCGGUUCGGUCUGCAAAAAACCUGCGUAAAGGCCUGAGAAAAUGUGCCGUGAAAGUUCAAUUUCGGUAUACAUUAGCGAUGGGCACUUCCGAAUCAAUUUAAAUUCUGAAACUUAUACAAAUUCGCGAGAACCGAAUUGAACGUGAGUAAAAUAUUCGAAAGUUGAAUUUAAUAAAUGUUUUUAGCGUUUGAGUUUCUACUUAAUAAUUUACCGUUUACGUCCGAGUGAAAGACUCGAAACUUUAUUAUAAUAAAAAUAAACACUGUAGUAAAAUUUACUUGAUUCCCAACAGUAAUUGCCUAAAAAAUACUGACGACAAAUGACUUAAUGCGUAGGUUUUUUUUUUUAUUUUUAUCGAUUUUGGCGUUAUCUCGGGACAAAAAAUUAUGUCAUGCCAAUAAGCCAUUAGUUGGGCCGCCGGCAGUCGUGCUCAACACGAUUAGCCAAAACCACCCGAAAUAUCAUCUCAAAUAUGAAAAUACAAUAAUAUGGUAAAAUUGUGUGCAUAUUAAUAUGUUAAAUUUCAACGAUGGUAAAUACUGAUUAAUAUGUUGUUCGAGAUUUUUUUCGGCGAUUAUCAUUUGAUUUUUUUGUUUUUCCCGAUUGGUUGCAGUACAAUUAUCAAUUUUACCGCGGUACGGUAUUUAUCGGUUGUUAUCUAUGCGUAGUGUUUGAAUUGAAAAAAAAACACUUGACUGAAAAAAAAAAUGUCCGUCGUCUCUAAUAUUUAAUUGACUUUAUAUUCAUAAUGUCCGUUUUGUCCAUUUAAUGUCCAAGCCGGCAAAAGAGGAGUAACAACGUUUCAAAUUUGGAAAUUCGAACUUUAGACGGUUCGGCAAUUCGACGAUAAUUUAAUUUGUCAAUCCGGCAUUAAUUGCUCGGUUUUCGAUAUUUCAUUAUUACGCGGAUUCGUCCGGUUUUAACUGAUUAUUGAGAAAAUAGGAAUAAAAAAAAAAUGUCCUCCCUCAUGCGCUAAUUAGAUACUCUCACGGAUGGCCUUUCGGAAAAAAACGACAUACUUUUAAAUAUCGGACCGAUAUUUCCGGCGGAAAAGCUUUCCAUCGGACGGACAGCGGUUAAAAAUCCGCCGCGCUCGGAAAUCCAAAAGACACAAGACGGAAUCAUUAUCGUACGAGACGCAAAGCGAUCCCGUACCUCCCAUCCCCCACCCCUUCCCGAAUCCACGCGCCGGUACUCGUAUGGCGUCGCCAGAGACCGAAACCGACGGCGGUUUUAUUCGAUUUUAUUCGGUGAAAAAUCGCCCGGAAGACGCCGCGGACACGGAAGACCGUGUCGAAAAGGCCCGCAGUGUCGUAAUCGCCGUCCCCCGCGGGACGAUUGACACGAGUGUAACCCCCUGCGUCGUCUCCGGACCGCUUUGCUUUGCACGUGUAAUAUUUAACAAUAAUAAUUGUUUUCGCUUAUUUUUGCUUGUCUCGCGGUGAUUUAUCGCGGUAUAAAUGACCCGGCGUAUGCGUACCGGAGGGAGCUUCGCUGCCUCUCACGUCCUCUCCGCCUUGCCGCGUCCUACCCGCCUUCCUGCUCAACCCGCGCGCCCUGGGCGUUUUAUAUUUAUGGGAUAGAGCUUUUUGUUUUUUUCUUCGGAAACCCAUCGGUUUCAAUCAUUUCGCCGCGAUCGUAAAUAACAUCGCCGGAAAAUAGAACGGGGAACAACAACAAAAAAAAAAAAAAAAAAACCGCUAGAAAUUCACAAUUCACCCGGGCGCGAUGCGCGCAUAGUCCCCGUCCGACGUGUUAUUAUAAUUGAAUUCGAUUUCAAUACGUAGAGUGUAUCUCUGACGAAAAAUAAAAACUCUCGUAAUAAUUCUGUCUAGUCGCGCACGUCAAUAAACUAUUAAACACGGCCAGUAAAUACGUCAAUUAUUGUUUUUAACGCGCGCGUUAUCACCGUCAUUAAUUCCCGCUCCGUCAUCCCGCACAGCUGCGAUUACUAUUACUUUAUUCGCUUGUCAUUACGUACGUUAAUCGGUAUCAUGCUUAGUUUUUUUUAUUUUUAUUUUUUUUUUUUUUUGUUUUUCGGUUUUGUAUUGGUACGUAAAACCGCCGCACGGCAUUUUCCGACGAUAAUACGAAACGAAAACCGCACGUUUUUCGCUUUGCAGCAGCCGUAACAACGGUAACAGUGUUAUUUUUCGCCGCCGCUUAUUAAUUGUCCCGCGUAUUUAACAUUUAUUAUCGUUUUAUCCGUGCACGCCACUGCAGACGCGCAUAGGCGGAUAUCCGGUGACCGGGGAGAGGGGGUCGGGGGUCUCGGCUCCUCGCGUUGUUAUUAUUUGUUAUCGAGACCUCCUACCCCACUUUCCGCACAAUUAUAAGCCUUUUUUUUUUUUUUUUUUUUUCGGAAUAAUCGCGUGCUAUCCGUACGUUUUAUCAGCGUUAAAAAUUUUAAAUAUUCCCGCCAACCCGCAAAAAAAAAUAAUUUGUACGUAUCCGCCUGUGCAACCGCGUCGCAGUCGUCCCCGCUGCUGCAGUUGUCGUGCAGUCUGGCAUUACCGUCUGGCCGGUUCGUUUUUUUUUUAUUUUUACCGAACUCUUGCAGCCUGACGUCCAGCGGAACGGCAAUAUCCGCGUCCCAAGCGUCGCCCGUGCUCAGCGGCGUCGAGGCGGGUUCGCUGGACCGCGGCAAAGCGGCGCUGGAGCGGCGCAUCAAGAAGACGGUCGCGACCGGCGGCAGCGUCGCCGACGACUGCUGCGCAAAGGCCACUGGCCGCGUCGAGGUGACCAGGGUCAAUCCGGACAGCCUGAUCGACCAACUGCUCAGAUCCACCAACCUGGACGACCAUUCGGCCAACGAAGAAAACGAGCAAAGUGAGAGAACAGUUAAAAUCGUAUAUUAUACGUUAUACUACGUUAACUGAUGGGUACUUGUUCAAUUUUCAAGCGUUUAUAUUUGUCAUAAAAAAACUAGCAAACAUAAAAUGCCUAUAUAGCUAAAAAAUUUUACCACGCCUAGAAAGUACCUAUAAAUUUUCUGUCAAAUUUUCAAGUUUCUAUGGAUAUUUUUAACUGAAUAACAACAAAAAAAAAAAAAAAAAAUUAAAGUAGUAAAAUCAUUAUUUUCUCGUUUUUUCGAUUUUGUUGAAUUAUUAAAAUAACCUCGAGGAAAAUAAAAAAAAAAAAAAAAAAUACUUUCUUACUCAUCAAUUAGAUUCGCAAUGCAAAAAAAGGGUCUCUUAUCAUUUGUCUACUGAAGCAAGUUUUCUGUUCGAAAAUACGAUCCGCUCAGAAUCUCAAAGACCAUAAAUUUACAAAAAAAACCAUUAGGUAAACAAAACAAAUAUAUAUAUACAUAUGGAUUUGUAAAAAAAAAAAAAAAAAAAACAAUUUCUUGUAGGUACUCAAAACGAAACAUUCACUCCCCCCCCUGAAAAAAAACUUGAAACGCGUUGUAUAUAUACAAGGCGCCCUACGGUGUUAUUCAUUUUUUUUUUCAAUCGGAUUUUGUGCGAGGUGUAAUGGGGAUACAAAUGUAGAGAGAUAUUAAAUUUCCAUUCCUUAAUCACUGACAAAAAUAAUUUUUUGUUCUUUAAAAUUUUUAAAAAUAUAUUGUUCUAAACAUUGUAAUGAGUCAUACAUAUCCGAUUAUCCGGUUAAUAGUUUCCUAGUAUUUUUAAAAUAUAAAAAAACAGAUGUGAGAACGAUUAGUAUUUAAUAGGAGAUAAGGAAUUACCGUGCUGAUUGUGAAUGCUUAUCGCGUAACGUGUUCAAUAUUAUAUUGAAAACUAAUUGUUUUCAUGUCAGUUUUCUAGAAAUCAAACGGCUGUUAUGCUGAAAAACUAUUUAUCGUAUAUGAAUGUAUGUGUUACAUAAAUUUCUUUUUAGAAUAAUAAACUUUUUACUAAGUUGCUGUUUUGACAAUUUUGAAAAAAUGAGGAAUUAAAAGGUUAUUCUUCUCUACACACGUGUCCCCCAACACAAAAACGAGAAUUAAUGUUGAACUGUUAUGAUAAGGACAACUAUGUUAGGACACCUUGUAUUACAAAUAUGCACUUAUGGACACCUGUCGUAUAUAAAUCGCGAAAACGAAAUUAAAUGGCGACUUUUUUUUUUUUUAUUCUCUUCAAACUCGAGUUGUUCACUGUAGACCGCGUACGUAUCUCGGUAAAACGUCCGAGUUGUACAAAUAAAAAAAAGCCCGUGUCCCGCGAAAACAGUGCGAUUCGAUUCGCUGUUCGGCGGUGAUGCUUGGCCAAAAAAAAAAAAAAAAAAAAACAAACAAAAUGUCAUUCGGCCGCCGCAAUCUCCUUAACGCGUUUCUCUUUCCGCAGGGUCGGGGUUGCAGUUGUACAUCCGUAAAGACGGUACGACCACUCUGGGCAGUCAGGACGUCAAGUGUCACAUGUCCAACAGUCUGUUCAAACAGGUGGUCAUGGAAGACAAUAGAUAA
Cinara cedri is the source of this 48932-nucleotide messenger RNA. The record is from the annotation of a GenBank genome assembly. NCBI's taxonomy places the organism in Eukaryota, Metazoa, Arthropoda, Insecta, Hemiptera, Aphididae.